This is a messenger RNA of Cinara cedri, 47054 nucleotides long. The record is from the annotation of a GenBank genome assembly. Lineage: Eukaryota; Metazoa; Arthropoda; Insecta; Hemiptera; Aphididae.
UAAUAGUCUUCGUUUGACCGGAGUUCGUGUGAUACUUCCUUAUCGUACGGCAACGGCACGUUCUCUAGUUUUCUCCGCUGCCACUCGCUGACCGCGGCUGUCUCGUCAGCUCUCGUUUUUGCUAUUACUCGUAUCAGUCUUACGACUGUCGUCCAAAUCGUUCCUGUUUGAAUUUCUGUGAUCCGUUCAUUUGUUUGUUUUUAGUUUUAAUUUAAUUAUUUCAAUUCGUUUUUGUUUGGUUUUAUUUCUCUUGUAUUUUAUGAUAUUAUAAAAACACACGCACACACACAUACAUACAUAAUAUUCUGUACAAUAUUAUAACUACAAGUAUACUACUAUACCUAACUACUUCAAACAAUAUAAAUAUAUUACUAAGUGCUUAAUGAAGUGAUGGCCGUUUGCAGUUCAGUAGUAAAGACCAUCGUGCCCGAUUACAGUAAUGGUGACUGUGUCGACAAAUUGUGCAGUGAACAUUAUUGGCCUCCCAGAGAUGAGAACAAUCAAGUUUACAGACAUUUGCCUCCGACCACAGACACCGUGCAGACCAAACCGUUUCCUAUCAGAGGUAAUAAUUUUAAUUUUAAUUCUGUAUUUUGUAGUAUAUAUUUAGAUUCUCAGCCUAAUAUAUGCUAUUAUUAACUUCAAGUACCUACCUACAUAGGGUUAAUUUUAAAUUUUAUAAAAUUAAGCAAAAGUUUGAAUGUUAAGAAUAAACCGAAUUAGAGGUGGAUUUAAUAAUAUUAAACAAUUUUAGAAGACUUAAUCCAACAUAUAGCCCAUCAACUUAUAUCUAUCAAUACUAUCGUACCAUUGGUUGAUACAAACUAACUCGAUUAUGAGUUUUAGCGCUGGGAUCGUUUUGCUGGGAUUAUAUCUUUUAAAGGUUAUUUAGCACUAUUUAAUAUUUUGUAGAAUAUAUUACCCAAGUGUGUAAAAUAAAUUAAUUUGAGAUUAUAAAUUAAAGACACCAAAACUUUAAAAUCAUUAUAAAAUUUAGUCAAGUUAAUCAUCAGAAUAUUAAUGGCAUAGUUAAUAAUAUAUCAAAAUAAAUUGAGCAAAGAUUAGGGUAAACAAUUAUUUAUACAAUUUGAUAUGAUAAUAAAGUAGGUACUUGUUGAUAUUUUAUAAAUUAUAAGAAGUAAAUAGAUGUACAUAUAACAAUUGUUCAAUUAUCUUUGAGUUGAGAUAUAUGUAUAUAAUUUUUUUAAUAAAUUUUUCUUAUAAAAAAAUAAUUGACUAUUGAAAAUGAUUAGGAUAUUAUAGCUAUUUGUUUUAUAACCAACAUGAUCUAUAUUUGUUAGGAGUUAUCAUAUUAUGUUAUUAUGUUUAGCAGGGAUACAAUUUCUAAACAUUAAAUGCAUUUAUUUAUUUAUUCUCAAGGUUAGGUAGAUUUUAAUUCCAUUUUGUUUUUAAGAAACCAAAGAAAGUAAUUUACACAAUAUAAAUUAAAAUAAUUUUAUCACUUACCUAUUCAAAUUUUGAAUAAUUUUUCUAUUUUAAAUUGGACAUUUAAUUAAAUGAUAUUAUUUUCUCUUAUGCAAUAGGCACUAUAUGACUACCUAUGUUUACAUGAAAUUAAUAAAUUAGUGGGAUUAACUAUGGCUUAGUCGACAGCAUUCAUCAUAAUCAUUGUUUUUGAUUAGGUACCGUCCUCCAUAUUUUAUAUGUAGGCAUAAUACAUAAUAUUUUUAAAUUAAAUUGUUUGUAUUAUGUGAGGUAUUACCAGUGGUUAAGUGAUUUUUAGUUAGAACAAAUCUAAAAGAACGUGAAAAAAGUUUAAAAUUAGGAUUCAUUAACUUCUUAUGUAACCUCCAAAAUUCAAACACCAGUUGACGGUUAUAACUUCUUAUUCACCCCAUUUAUGUGUGAUUCUUAUUAUAAUAUUUAAUAAGCACUUCCGCCACAUACUAGACCUAGUGUUGACCUUAUUCACAAUGUUUUACAUUUUCAGUGUGUGUAAACAAAUUGUUAAGUAUUUUGUUUUUCUUGGAUUUUAAAUAGUUAAUAAUGUUAAUAGCUAGAUACAAGGUACCUACAUGAAACUAUGCAUAUUAAAGUUGUAUUGGUUUGAUUUGUUUUUAGAUUUUUCAUUUUUUGUUUAUCUCAGUAGAAAAGUAAAUGUUAUGUUUUUGAUAUGCGACCAAAGCAAUUUAAUAAUUAUUGAUUUGAAACGUUAAUGCCUUUUAAAUUAUUGAUAGGUACUUAUUUUAAAUCACUUAUCCAACUAACAUAUUUUGUAAAUGUAAUUUAUUUAUAUAUUUUAUUUUAUUUAUUGACUAUCAAUUUUGAUAAUAUUUUAAAAAGUAAACAUUAAAUAUCAAAGUGCUAAGUACCAAAUACUUAUAAUUUAAAUAAACAAUAUUUAAAAUUUAUUUAUAAUACAAGACAUACUUUAUUAUUAUCAUAAUUAAAUAAUGGACAUUAUUUAAAAUAUGAUUCUUUUUUUAGUAUUGAUAUAAGUUAAGUUGUUAACUUCAAAAUAAUAAACAAUACAAAAUACUUAGGUAUCUAGUAGUAUGAGUUUAAAUUUUUAUGAUUCUACUACAGAUUAUCUAAUAUCUUCAAUAGGCUCUCACAAUUUCCACAGAAACUCCUAGUUAACAAUAUACCUAAUACCUAGAUAGUUAUAUAUACAAAAAUAAAUAGUUGGUAUGCAUUAUACGGACACCUACCAUGCAAAUAAGUUUGCUAUGACAAUUUUAAAAGAAAAAUUAAUUUAUUAUAAUUUAUUAUGAUUACAAUAUUCACCUGUUCAUAAUUCGCAAUUUAUAAAUUCGACUGCGAAAUUAAUAGUAAUUUGCGUUCUAAUAUUUCUAAAUUAUGUACCCAAUCGUUUUUGUUAACUAAGAAUUGAAACAGCAGCAUAAUUUAUUAAUGUAGUACCUAUUUAGUAUAGGUACUUGGUAUGCAAAAACGUCACUCGAGAGUAUUUCCAGUCUAUGUAACAUAAUAUAUCCUUAUUUGCCGAGAAUAUACCAUCACAUUUACAAAAAAACACAAGGGUAUAGAAUAAUAAUUCAUAUUUUGGCAUUUUGAAUAUAGUGUAUAUAUUCAGUGGCGAACCGAUAGGGUGGCAUACCGGGCAAUGAUUCACGGGCCUAUGAUAUUUAAGGGCUUAAUGCAUUAUUUUGAAUGGAUGGAUAGAUAAAAAAACAGGCGACGACAUUUUUUGCUUAUUAAGUAAUAGAAGGUGUGCAGACAGGUGUAUGAAAACAGGCAAUGUUCCCCUUUUUUUUCUUCCAAUUUGAGUAAAUUUAUCAUCAACUCGGAUUGUGUAUUUGCCCCUCCCCCAAUUGGUUAUUUUGCCACGUGCAUUAGAAAUUCUAGUUACGCCACUGUAUGUAUUUGUAUAUGUCUCAAAUAUAUAUAUUUUUUUACUAAUGUAUUUAAAAUGUUUAAAAUAUUUAUUAUUAGAUUUUUAAUAAAUACUUGUGUGUUGAAGAGCGUUAUAUACGCGUGUGUUGUGUCAUCCGAAUUAACGAGGGCGAUAGAGCAGAAUAAUUACGUUACUUAGAACAUAAAUUGGAGCGUUCAGGUCAAAAUUAGAGUUCAAAUAUAGGUAACAACAUUCAAAGAGGAGAAUAUUUCCGAGAGCUGGACGUAUCUUUUUUUUUUUAAAGUCACGCGAAAUGUUAAUAGUCAUAUUAGUUUUAGUUAUUUUAAAUAGCUGUACAUUUUUUUGUAUAAUAUGACUAAUUUUUAGAACAAAGAUACCUGCAGUCCCUGAAAAUAUUCUCCUAUCAAAUUUUGUUACUUGUACUCAAACUGUAAUUAUUUCAACUUGACCACCACAAUUUACUCGAAAAUGUAUAUUAUAACUUAUAAGUAGUAAAUAAUGUGAUUUUGCUAUGUCGCCCGUUAGUUCGACGGAAACAGUCUGCAAAUGCGGGUAUUGCGUCUUCUAAAACAAAGUGUAUUUGCAACCGACAAUAAUAUUACGGAAUUUAUCGAUAUUUUCAACACGAUAAAUAACAAAAGUCAUAUUGUUACAGCAAUAAUUUGAAAUAAACCUAGUUGCAUAAUAUUAUGGUUAUCUUCUGAUUCGGGGUGAUCCUAUACAGCGGUUACGCAAAUAAAGGGAAGGUAACUCCUCUUAAAUGUUAGUUAAUAUUUUACGUAAUAUAUGUAGUCGCAUAAUUAUUAGCAUAUAGCGAUUUUCCAGUUGAUUUCAGUAACCCUAUUUUAUUAUAACGACGUUCAAUAGAUUAUGAACGACGACGUGAGAUUUAGUUUUUUCUGUGACUUUUUUAUCUAAAAAAUGUGUUGCUUUGAUCAUCAACACCAUGGUUGAUGUCAGGUGGACAAUUUUUUUCAAGUUGGUGCUUGAGGAAGUCAAUUUUUGAUUUCUCCUGUAGUUUUCUUGAUAGUUAGAACAAUUUACGCAAUAACGGUUUCUGAUAUUUUCGAUUUUAAUUUUACGUUAUUGUUUUAGUUCAGUUAAAACAAUCGUAUAGAGACAUUAAAUGUUCACAUAAUACAUAUUAUAUUAUUAUUCCGUAUAUUAAGCCGGAAAUUAACGAGUUAGAAAGUUACUUUUUAAGUAGCUUCAUAAGUUAACUAGUUGGUUUUAAUUCAUAUUAACAUUGUAACUCAACGAGUUGAAUUUAAUAUGUAAAAUAAUCUAAUCUAAAUCUUUAAAAACAAUAAAAAACUAGUAAUUUUUGUAUUUUUUUUUUUUAAAUUUCAAAAAUCCAAAUUUUCCGUAAAACUGCCGGAGGCCGCCGACCAUUAGUACCUAUAGCCGUGAUACUAAUUUAUGAAUAAGGAAUAUUGAGUAUUUUCCUAGGGUUAGGUAGUUCGUCAGUGAAUCGGGAGUUGUUGAUUCGUGAUAAAGAGAAUUGUUUAAUUUAAUGCAUUGGGAACUUAGAGUGAACUGAGUCAAGUGAACUGAUACGUGGCAUUGAGUUGAAAAUCCCAUCCCUAGUAUUUUAAAUUUUAUGAUAAAAACAUUUUGCUUGUUAUAUUAUUUCUUAUCAAUUCUUUAUAUCAGUUGUACUUUCUAAUAAUAUGCUGUAACCACGACGCAUAUAGUGUGGCUGAUAGAUAAAUAGAUUAAAUAGAUAUUUAGGUAAAUAAUAUCUAUAGUGGUGGUUUAAACCGUAUGCAGACGAAAGCGGUGGCGGUAAAUUCGGCGAAUUUUAGUAGUGGUGUAUUGGAGUUAUCGGCGGCAGUGUUGCCAGGGCUAGGGUUUUUCCCUACUUUGGGAAUUUUCCAAACUUGUUUUUCUCGUAGAAAAUAUUGGGGAUUUGUCAAUUGUUGGGGAAAAAUUGUAGGUUUUGGUAGGACAUCCAAUUACUUAAUUAAUGUAAAAAAAAAAAUACAUUAUGAUUUUUGUUAUCACUCAUCCAAAUCUGAAUAUUCAAGAUUAAAAUCUUAAAUUAUAUUCGUCCUUAGUAUACGAUAUAAUAGCGUUUUCCAUAUGUGUGCACUGUUGAACCUAGAGCGAGCAAUUGAUAUUGCCCAAAAAAUUGCUUAGUGCAGUCGAAUAAUGAAUCACUCAAAACACAAUUUUUACAGUUAUCAAUUACUUUAUCUUUGAUCAUAAUUUAUGAUUUAACAUACAUUACGAUUUACGAAACAACUAAACUGGUUACAAUUAUUCCAUUAUCAGUCGAAUGGCAAUUAUCUGUAGGUACACUCGUAGACGAUAAAUUUAAAAUCCCUGAUUUUCGUUUAUUUUGCAAUAACAGUUAAUAAUAAUACAAUAUAAUGUUAGGUAACUAUUUUGUAUUUCUGUUAAAAAAAUAAUAAAAAUUAUUAUCUGUGAUAAUGAAAUAGAUUAUUGUUCAUUUACAAUAAAUUUGUUAUUAGUUAUUAUUUUAGAUGAGUAUUACGUUAAAAAACAUUAAGGACUGAACGAAGCGAUAUUAAGGAAGGAUUACCUAUCUACGAUCUACCUAUCUAUUUAAAACAUUUGAUCAAAUUAUCAGUUGUUCAAUUUAAUUUUUCAAUCAUCACAAAUAAUUUAAGUUAGUUACCUAAAUAAUAAUUGAUUUAUGUACUACUUUACAUUUGAAUAAACGAAUUUUAAAUAUAUAUUUAAAAAAAAAAAUAACUUCUAACUUAUAUUUUAAUUUAAGUAAUUAUUUUCUCCUAACAAACUUCUAACUAAUUUUGAAAUUUGGAAAAUUUCUGAAACUAACUUAUAUUCUAAUUUAGUUUUUAUAUUUACAUAACUUAACUUUAACAGCUUUGAUUAGUCCUUUCCAGGCGUGGUUUAAAGUUUCGGGUGGUUCGUGAGCUAUUUGCAGUCAUUUGAAAUUAUUGGAUUUUUUUUGGUUUUAUGCUGGUAAAAUCGUUUUAGCCCAGUAAAACUGUUCGAUUAUUACUAGGUUUAUCAUAAUUUGUGUUUAGCGGUAAAACAAGCGUAAUGUUGUAAUUUUUCUAAGGAAGUUCAAAUUGUUAUGAAAAUCGUUACAUUUUACAUCAUGUUUAACCGAACCCUGUUCAGAAAAGUUUUUCGUUACUAAUAAUUUUAUUUUUCUUCCCAUAUAAUGUAAUGUUAAAUAAUGAACCGCGGUUUCAAUGUCUUCGUUGGCUAUUAUUGAAACUUAAGUGAAUUUUGUGCGUUUAACAAAUUAUGGGCAGUCCGCAAUGGCAUGUUGUUAAUCGAAUAUCUACCCACGUGUCGCGGUUUCUUUAAUGAUAGCACGUGCUUAUUAAUAAUUCGUUAACAAGAGUUGUACCAGUAUUUAUUAGUUUGAUAAUAUCGGUGUGUAAAAUAACAAAAAAGAACAACAACAAUUUUAAGAAGGAAAUACUUACAUAAUAAUUGAAUUUAAUCGUUUAUUUAGUAGAAUGAAAUUUAGCUAUAAUAAACGUUUUGUUUUGUUUUUACUUAGACACACUCGAAUUACGAUAAUAUGUUUAAAUUUAAUUUUUGUGUGGAUAGGUCUUGGAGUGUAUUUAAGCAUUUGCUGUAAAAAUUUAAAUAAUUUAAUCAGUUUUCUACAAAACUAGAAAUCCAGAUCUAUAUAAUAUAAUAUAUACACCAGCCUUUUUGCAUUUAAUUAAAAUCAUGAGUUAUUUUUUUUGAAAAUUAAAUUUUUCAUGACAGUUUCGAUUAGGUAUAUGGAACAAAUUUAAUGUUAUUUCUAAUUUACAUCAAAAUAAAGACUAUGCACUUGACGGGUUGACUUUAAAAUAAUAAACUAUUUAACGAAUACCUUUUUCGAUGUACCUUGGGUUCUGAACAAUAGGUACCUAUAGUCUACAAUGCAAAUAAUUACUCCGUUUUGUUAGUUUUUUGUAUUUUUGUAAACAUUUUUCUUUUUUUGUUUAUGUAAUUUUAUUUUUAAUCAUAAUUAAAACACGAUAGGCAGUUAUGCCUAUCUAAUGAUUAAUGACUAGUGAAUUCAUUUAACACAUCGCAUAUUCAGUGGUGCACACAAAAUGGGGGUGGGUCCGAUCUCCUCCCCCCCGAAAUUUCAUCCUUCACUGCAUUUUUUAAAUCAAGUUUUACAUUCAGCAACAUACUAUCUUAUACAGUUAUACCACAGCAUAAAAUAAUAGUGAUAAUAUUGAUAAUAUGUGCUAUCCCUUCCCGGAAAUUAUUAUAAACAAAACCCAUCCCGAAAAAAAACCUUGUCUGCGCUACUGCGUAUAUUUAUUUAUUAAAAAUAGACAAUUGUAUUUAGAAAAAAAUUUGUUAAAACAAUUAAAGAAAUGAUAAUUUAUAAGUUAUAAGUUCUAAAACAAAACUAGAUAUUUCAAAGUUGUGAAGAUGUAUUUGAAAUCUUGUUCACGAUUUUUAGCAUUAAAUUAAUAUUAUAUUGAUUUUGAUCGGUCCUUAUUUGUUGAACUUUUUAAUUUUAGAUUUCUCACCCAUUAAUUUUAUUCAUUACCAUAAGAAAGUAAUUUUAGUCAAGUAUAGAUAGUGCUUUUAGUUGUGUGCUUGUGUUUUUACAACUUUUCUAUCAGAAAUCUUGCUACAGUAAAAAAAAUUGUUACAGCUUCUCAAACAUGCUUGUAAAUUUGAUAUAAAGUUCAUUGUCACUUUAUUCAUACGCUUUUAAAGUUGAAAUGUUAAAGAUUUAUCAUUUACGUGAAUAAACUUUCAUGAAUGUUAUGGUAAAUAUUGUAAUUAAAAAUAAAAUCUUACUUACGAUUUUUUUCUCUCUGUUUUAUAUUUAUCAACUUUUAUCAAUAUUUAUUGACCUACCAAAUUAUAGUGGAAACCUAUUUUUUAAAAAACAAAAACCCGAUGCAUUUUAUUAUGACAUUCGAGUUGCAUAUUAUUCAACGCUAUAACGAUUUUUUAGUAUUUUAGUAUUUAAAAUAUUAAAUACGUAGUUUCCAUCAAGGUCAUCUAUAAUAUAGAUACUAAGAGUAAACUAACCUUAACUAAUAAAUACAUAAAUACUACUAAAAUACUAAAUAGAGUAUGGAUCAAAUCAUAUUAUGAAUGACAUUGAUUUUGAUAUUUCUUCCUUAUAUUUAUUAGGUUUAAUGCAUAUUAUCUAUUAUAAAUUUAUAGAUAUAUGUAUACUCUAAUAUAUUAUGUAUUUCUAUACAUACAUAUAUUAUUUAUUUAUCAAAAUAUUUUUAUCGUUGUCCUAUCCAUGUUUCCAUCGGAUUCAACUUAUUUGUCACUUGAAUUUUAUAUAAAAACAAAUAAAACGCAUAUUAUUUCGACUAUCAACCAUUCGAUGAAGUCCAUAAAUAUUUUAAUUGAAGGUUUCAUACCAGUUAGGUAUAGUCGACUGUUUACAUUAACAUUAUUAUAUUAUGAACGACGAGCAGAAUUCCUUUUCGAUGUCGUAUGACGUAAAGAAAAAAAAAAAAAAAAAAAUAACAACAAUUUCGUGACUAACCAGCAGCACGUGUUAUAAAAUAUCUCCACGUGCGUGUAUGCGAUUUAAUCGAACAUUUUUAACUAUACCGUACAUACCUAGUACGUUUUGAAUGAAAUUUUUAUUUAUGAAUGAACAAACAUACAUAAUUAAUUUUUAAACCUAAAUAAUCAUUGUAUACUUUUUCAUGAUUUGAACUUUUGCGGGUAUCCGUAUAAACGUUAAUUAUAAUAUAAUUUUAUUUAAAUUAUUAUUGUAUUUCAAAUGGAACGAAAAAUCAUGGCGAUUUUAUUAAACAUCGAAUUCUAGAUACUUAUUUCUUAAAAUAUCCUAACAAAUUGUUACUAAAUUAACUUCGGUUGAUUGAAAAUGCAAUUUUUCCUAAAAAAAAUAAAUAGGUUUCUUAAUGAGCAUAAGAAAUAUAGAAAUUAUAUCGCACUAUUUGAACGGAAAUGUGACUAAAUUCAAAAAAGUUUGAUUUAUAUCACUUUCCUAUCGUGAAAAUGUAGUUCUUUACGAUACACUGCCGUAUUUUCUCGUAUCUACAGUAUUAAACAAGUUAACGAGAAAAUUUUAUCUCAAAAUAAUACACUAUAUUGAAUUACAAUUAAUUUAAUUAGUGCUUUAUUCCACUACACUGGUACAUACAUAAAAAAAAAAAUUAAAAUAAUUCAUCAGAUAAUUCAACUUUUAGAUGCUGAGAAAACGAUUUUAUUAUGAUGUUUUUUAAUUUUUUUUCUUGUGUGUCUGUAAACAACCACAAAAGAAAUCUUGCUCCAAUCAAAGACUUUUUAGGAACUUUCUUGUAGCACUUUUGAUCUAGUUAAUGCAUUGAAGAAUUCAUUUUUUGGUUUUCUUAAUAAGUGGAAUAACCUGGCAAUUUUUGUUGAUUUCUGGGUAACCUUGACAAUGAGAAAAAAGUACCAAAUAAUACUCAGCUCAGAAUAGUUUUUCGUCAGUUAUGGUUUGUCAUUGGUAUACAUUAAAUUACCUUCUACUAAAACAGUGGUACACCUAUAAAUUCGUUUUUCUAAAAACUUUGGUUUUUGAGGUACUAUAUCAUUCUAUUAAGUACGAUGUAUUUCUAGGUAAAUUUCACAUUCAUAUAGAUAUAUGAAUAUCUAUAUUGACGCAUAUGCAGUUGUGUUUUAAUUAUUUUACGAAUCAAACAAUUAGUAUUUUUAUAAACGCAAUACUGUGUAAUUUAUGUAAUAAUUACGCGUUGUUCGUUAUUUUUUUUUUUGUAGUAUUUUUAAUAUUUAGAAUAUGUAUGUAUAUACAUUUUGUUUAUACACGUAUUAUUAUAAUCUUUUUAUACAUAUAUGUAAGAUUAAUAUUUUACUUUAAACUCUCCUAUUGUCUGUGUACGAAUAAUAUUCGUUUCGUUUAGCGACUUUUUAAAAAUAUUAAAGUUUUGUAUAAUAAUUAUUUAUUAGAGACCGGAUUUGUAUAUUCUCUUAUAAUCUACAAAAAGGCGCUUAAAAACGUCAGUAAAGCAUUUAAAACCGUGAAAAUGAUAGAGGGGUUUAAAAGUCCCCCCCUCUUUUAAUGAGUAUAACUUAUUAAGUUAAAUUUCUUAACAUUACUUAAAUGAUUAACACAAAAUUAUUUAUUCUAAAUAAAAUCGUACGUAUUAUUAGAAAAAAUUAUUUUUUAUUAAAUUUUGUGGUGUAAGAAUAUUGUAAUAUAAGUUAAAUCCAUCAGAAAGGGACUUUUAACCCUCUAUUAUUUUUGAUUUUUUUAAUAUUUUUUAAGAGCUUUUUUCAAGGCUUGUUUUAACGUUUUCAAGUGCUGUUUUGUGGAUUUUAAGAACAUAAAUCCGGUAUUUAAAUUAAUACUAUUAUCUUCGACGGGAUUUGUCGCCGUACUGGCCAUUAUAUUAUUAUUUUUUUUUUUUAUAGAAAGCUCGCGUAUUUAUAUGGUCUACUAUACAUGUGCUACUAUACAUACUGUGCGCUCGUUUUACAAUAUCUACUAAUUAAAAAAAAUGUUCAUUUGCAGACAACUAAACACACAUGCACACACACACAACACAUACAUAUUAUAUAUUGUAUAAAUGUCACCGAUAACCUUCGCGUUGUGAUAAUAAUAUACCUAUAUAUUAUACAGGGUAUUUCGUCAUAUUAAUGUAUAUUGUUUAUAAUAUAUUGUCGUGUUAUAUUCGAAAAAGGUAUACACUUCCUUUGCCUACCUAUUCGUAUUAUAUACAGUAUUCAUAUAAUAUAGAAAUUCUCACGCGGUUAUACUAAUAGAAAUAAUUUACAAGGUGAUUAUUUUUAUCGUUUCAAUAUGCAUAUUUUAGCUAGUAAAAUUUUCACCGCGAAAACGUGCACAUUUCGUAUUGAUUUCGCGAGUUACCCAUUCAUUUUCACUUCUAUUAUUAUCGAAUAUAUGGUUUAUACAAAGCAGGCGCGGUCUUAUUUCAUACUAUUAUUGUUUGGGUAUUCUUGAAUUAUAUAUACUUUUAGAUUCUGAGCAGAGCGAGGAAUGUAUUGGUUUUACAAUCAUUUUUUAUUCCUGUAAACAACUACCAGCAAUUUUGCUUCGAUUUUGAAGUACUGCACUUUUUCUGAAAGGAAAUCUGUCUGGGGUGGUAUUUUAUGAAGUUAAAUUAUUUUCCAAUUGUUUUCAUAAUAAAUGGAAAAAAACCGGGUAAAAUUAUGGGAAAAGGUCGUUUUUUGUUAGUAAUAGUUAAUCGUUGAGUACAGAUUUACAUUGAAUUUUCCCUCUAUUAUCUUCCCAACUUCUCACCUAUAACAGUGGCCCACCCACGUGCAAAGUAUGUCAGUCUUUCUUUUUUUUUUUGUAAAUCGGUUAAUGAUAAUCGUAGAGAAACCGGAUUUUAUCGCAUAAAGAAUAUAAUAUAAUUUAUCAGAAUAUGUUCUGUGGCUAAUAUUAUUGUACUUAAUUAUAUAGUAUACUAUAAUAUAAGUUAACCAAUAUUAGUCCUUACUCCUUUUAAGAUGUGAUAAAAAAAAAAAUUUGUGUCGAUUUUUGAGCUAUUUAUGGCGAUUUGAAAUGAUCGUCCGACUUUUUUUCGUCUGACGAUUAUCCUCGAAAAUUUAUUACGGGGUUCUUCAUUGAUUUCAAUUGUAGUGGUAAAAAAAAACAUACGAACUCAAUGUUAUCAUUUUUUUUAGGCGUUUUAAGUUUAAAUUUGAAUGGAAAUCGUAAAAGUCGUAGGUACAUUUAAAUGUUUAGAUAUUGGAAAUAUGAAAAUUAUAAUGUGCUAUAUAUCGUAAAAUUUCAAAGUUUACUGUAGUACUAUUUCUAAUACUUAAACUGAUCUAACCUAUAACCUAACGAUUGGUACCAAUAUAUGUAUAAUACAUUGUAUGUCAGUGGUGGAUUUACCGGAUGAGAAGGUUCAAGAAGUCUAGAUAGACUCCUCCCCAGACAGUGAUAUAAUUUCAAAAAUAUGUCGUCUAAAAAUAGGCAUCUAUUAAUAUAUCUUCUCAGGAUCCCUCCUAGAAUGUUGAAAAUCCGCCAAUGAUGUAUGCGAUAUCUAUGUAUGUCAAAAAAUGACAUGAAUAUGAGUCUGCCAUCUACCUAACCUUGCAGUAUACUAUUAAGUUAUACUACGAGAGUGAGAUUCAGUUCAAGGGCGUUGACCGGACGAUGAAUUCUUGUAUAUUAUAUUUUGUGCGCAAAAAAACAACAAAACAAAUCAACCUUAUAUACUAUAUACGAGUAAUAGCUACCCGUUAUACGUAGAGAUGUGUGAGCUCCACAAAUUUCUUAUUGACCGAAAUUGUCUGUAGGAAAUUUAAUACAAUUUAGAUUUUUACGCACAUUUUUAAAAUAAAUAUUUAAUUUUGGAUGUUGAGGUCCAACUUUUAUUUAUAUUCUCUAUUGUAUUGUUUUUAGAGUUAGUUAAUUUAGCUAAUUUUUAGUUAAUUAGUUAUUCAAAAGCCUAAGAUUUAAUUUAUCGGUUUAAUGGCGUUAAAGUAUUACGUAUAUAAUUGAACACAUUUUUGGAUUUUUAAAUUUCCUCUCCUCAUCCUCUUGUCAGCAAACAAUAGACGCGCCCAUAUAAGAAAACCCCCGAAAUUCAAUAAAACAUGAUCAUUAUUAUUUGUUUACGUUUUUUUUGAAGAAACGAAACGGCAGCGAAUAAGGACUGUUUACGUUAGCAUAAUGCAUCCCCGUCUUCUUUUCUCAGCACACGACUGAGUACUCCUUAAUACAAAAUAAAAGUAUUCUUCGCUUCUUUCAGAACCUAAAACAAAAAAUAUACAUUUAUAUAUUUCAGUUGCUGUAACGCGAUACAUAUAUUAUUAACUCGAUAGUUAUUUGAGAAAUUAAACCAAUUCUAUGCAAUUUCAAAUCAUUACGUAUAUAAUAUUAUAUAUACAGGGAUUUUUCAAUUGUUCCAUCAACGUUUAUUUACGUAGAUUUUUGAUAUGAUUUUCAGUCAUCAUAGAAUCGUUUAACGAUAUAUUAUUUACAUUAUUUUCAAAAUGUUACCUUUAUUCGGUAUUCCUAACCUUCCGUACCACUAAAAACACAUAUCAACUUUUGAUUUUAAAAUCUCUCUUUCCCAUUUGAAUACGAAUUCGAAAGUGAAUAUUUUAGUUUUUUUUACAUAUAUUAUUUAACUGUAGUUAAAGCUUAUUACUCUUAAAUUUAAUGGUGAAACUAUUAAAUCGAACGGAAAUCAGUUACUUACUUGAAGUCCUCCUAAAAAGAUCAAUGGCUGAAGCCAAGGGUGAAAAAAGUGGACAUUUUGAUACGGGUAGAAUAUUUGGUUUAAGUGAUUUUGUUUUAUUAGUUGCUAGUCAAAAUAAUAUUAAGUGGUUACGGACACGCCAUGCUAAUUGACGAAACAUGCAAAAUUAGAACAGCAAUCCAAUGGAUAUCAGAGGUAAAACGUAAAAACGGUAGUCGGACGGAAUACAGUAAUAAUUAUAUGUACAGAGGUCGAAAGUGAUAUAUUGGGACGACUAAAAUCCAUACAGAUUUGUGAGGCCACACAUUGUACGGCGACGAUAGUGAAAAAUAAUAAUGAACAAUUUAAGACUGUAUUUAUAAUGAAAUAAAUAUAAAAUCGUAUAGGAUUUUUUUAUUCGGGGAGGGGGCCAUGACUGUUCCGGAUAAAACCUUAUGGAGAACAUUAAAAAAAGAGCGGCAAAAUGUUCUCGCACGCGAGAAAAUCGCCGGGCGAUAAAAGAAUCACUCUGUAUAAUAUUAUAAUAUACGCGAACAUUGCGGACGAAUGAAAAACAAUAAUAAAAUAAGGGCAUUCACUUAAUAAUAAUACUAUGUAAUUCGAGUGUAAAAUAUGAAUGAUAAUGCAUCACGAAGCGAACCCGUAUCUAUACCUGUAAAAAAUUGCAUGCACGUAUAAAUAGGUAUACAAACACGCGGUGGUGCGCGCGCAUCCGGUUGCGGGCCACGCGUUUAGCGCACGGCGGCGACGGAUGCGCCGUAGGUAUUGGUGGACCUGUUCGGCGGCGGUUUUUACUUCGUUCGUCGCCGCGGCCGCCGCAGUCUCUGUCAGCCAUGGACGUCGGUCCCAAGUCUGAGUAUCUGCACGACAGCGCCCAUCAGUUCGUGCCGUUGGGCUUUAGGCACCUCAAUAAAGAAACGUGGGUCGUGUCCAAAAGCCUCGAACGGGGUGAGUAUGUUAUAUUAUACACUAUACGCCUGCCUAUACUUGCCGCGUUUGUAUACCCGCCCCUGCAGAGUGAUAGGGGAACAGUGAAGUGUUAUUUUUGUCCGCAAUAAGCGGUCGCAGUAAAAUGGCGAGAAAAUCUAGCAACGACCCGGGCCCAGAAGAUAACUGUAAGGCUACAGCAAGACGUUCCUUAACAUAAUAUCUAACGACAACGUCCUCCUCUCUCUCUCCCACACCCGAUUGAUAGACCUGCGUUUUUUUUUUUAUACUCCUAAUUUUCGCAGAAUUCGUUCAUAAAUUCUUUGGAUUUCGUCGCGUAAAAAAAAAAAAAAAACGUUCGAUUAGGUUUUCCGAGGUGCUAUAACGAGAAAACGGCGGUUUUUGGCGUCGUCGGCUUCGACAACCUUUUUGUUAGGUCACCAUAUAGUCUUUUGAACUUAUAUAAUAAUAAUAAUAUUUAUAUAUAAUUAAUAAUAAUGUAAGUCUUAUAGAAGUAAUAGCCAAAGUCUUAUAGAACUAUAGCCGGUCGAGUGAAUUAAGCCCCUACCCCCCCCCCCCCUUGUGAUGCGUUCCGACAACGGUCUUUCGAGAUUAUUCCUCGUGCAGUACUCUCGGUUAUCUUAUCAAAUCAAAUAUUAUUAUAGGUACUCGAAACGAUUUUUUUUCUCGCAUUAAUCAAUUUAUGUGUCUACGCCUUUUUUUAUAUACAUAUAAUUGUUGUCGCGAUUAUAUUGCUUGUUGCUCUCGUUCACGGCCCGCGUACUCACUUAAUACAUAUUAUUAUUAUUAUGGUAUAUUUCAACUCGUCAGUGUUAUUGAAAUUUUCGAUAUUAGGUAUGUUUUAUCUUGGUAGUAGCGGAAAAGUAUCGUGUAAAACAGAUUCUUAAUUGCUCUCGGUUCAAACAUGAAUAAUAAUUUAAAAAAAAAAUAAAUAUUUUUAUCCGUUUUAAUUCAAUUUGGGAUAAAUUACGUUGUUGUACCUACACGCGUAUUAUAUUUUACGUUGUUUUACCGUGAACAAAUAUUAAUAAUUAUGUUGUAACAUUGUGAUUUUUAAUAGAUAAUAGUAUACUAUUAUGAAUAAAAAUAGGUAUGACGAAACAUUAUGAAAUACAAUCGAACCCUGUGUACCUAUACAUAUAACUAUAUAAACUAUAUAAUUCAAGUUGUGUUACAUAUUAUAGUUAUCGGAUGGAAUAGUAGUUCGAACAUUUCAAUUCGGUAUUUUCCCAUGAAAAUAAAAACAUAACCUAUCAUAUUUUCAUUUGAGGACCUCCGUUUAGUGCAAAGUAAUAGUUUUAAUGCGUUUUAAUUAUGUUUACCCGCAUUAUAAAAAUAGAAAAUAGAAUUAUCAGCCGGUGGUGCAAGUGCUAACUUUGUACAAGUCAAUAAUUUACAAUACUGUAUUUAUUUAAAACGAAACCACAUUGAGAUCUGCACAAUAUUAAAUUAACUUGAGUUUUCAUUAAAUUUUCUUCGGCCGAUAUAAUAUUUUUAUUAAUAUCUUGGUGAUCUUCGCCGGUCGAAUCAAUAGACAACUAAAAUUCUAAAUUCUCGAUUACUUGAACAAAAUACCAAUACAAUAUAUAUGUAUGAAUAUGUUUUAUUAUUCAAGUUAUCAAAAUUAAUUACUAAUUAGGUAGUAGAGGUACUAAAUCGUAUCUGUACAUUUUAAGAGACCUACUAUUAUAAUAUAAGGUAAUUUAUAUGAGUUGCAUUCGAGAAUUAAUUCAAAUUCGUGUGACUCAACCGUGCAUACUAUAAUAAUACAUAUUAAUCUAAUCACAUAUUAUAACUUCAAGUAUAUACAAUUAAAAUAUUGUUUUUUGUUUGAACGCAAGUGACAAAUAUAAUUUAAGUAAGUGCGGUAAAGAAAACUGGUAGAUCGUUUCCAUAUUUCGCGUGUUUCAUAUACACAAAAUGUAUAUACAAUCCGUUCGAGCUUAUCGAUCGAAUUUUGAUAAUUUCAAGUAAGUUACUGGGGCUGCGCUUUAUAAACUAUAAUAAUGCGUAAUCGGUAGAAAAAAAUAAAUAUACAUUCCUCACUGUGUUAUAGAAAUCCGAAACGGUUUAUUCGAAUAAUAUUAAAUAUACAAGUUUUAGACUUUUUAGAUAAUCGAACUAUAGGAAAAGCGAUUGAAAUGUUAAAUUUUUUUUCCUUUUUCAAAAUGGCGAUUUAACAUCAGUAUAUUUCAGGGUUGGUAACAGCAUACGCAUAUAAAACGUUUUAUACGUUACACGUAUAAAAUUACUAAAACGAAUACAACUUUAUAAUGACAGACAAGGAAUUCUACAUUUUUUUUUUUUCCGAAAUCUAUAAUUAUUAUAAUAGUGAUAAUAUUGUACAUUUUAAAUUUUAAUAAGUAUAAACUUAUAAAUUGAUAUAACAUAUUAAUAAAUAACAUUAACUUAGUGGAUUUUCUAAAAUUAAAAAAAAAAAAUUUAUAUUUUUUAUUAUAAAUAUCAAUGUAGUUAUUAAUAAGGAAUAAAGAUGCGAACUUAGUAAUUAAUAUAACAAAUUAUCACAUAUUAUAUAUUAGGUAAUCUAUAUAAGAUAAUAUAUUAGAUAAUAGAUUAAAUGUCGUGGUUAUCAUUUAUUAAUAUCAAUUGACAAUUAUUAUAUCUGAAAAUUGCUGUUCAGUGCAGUCAUAAACGGCAUAAACAAAAUUUGUAUAAAGUUUAAAUCGUAUUGAAUUAUUAUAGGUAGUAUUAUUAUUGUACGUUUUAUACGUGUUUUUUUUUUCACUGUAUUAUACGUUCUAACUCUGGUAUAUUUGGAUAUAAAUAUAAUUAAGAUUAUUAAUUCGAGUUAAGUUAAUGUAAAUAAUAUAUCACAACAUAGCAAUGCACUCUAGAUAGAACAAUAUUAAUAAUAAUGAACAAAUUAUGUAUAAAACGUCAUCAUCCAUUUAGGUAUACCUGCGUCACGAGUAUUUAUUGUUGUUAUUAUUAUUAUUAUUAAUGUUAAUUUAUUAUUAUAGUCGGUAAUAAGCGAAAUUUCAAUUGCGCAGUUCUUCUUUAUUUUUCGUACACAGAGCGAUUUUUUUUAUUAACUUUUAGGUAACCUGUAAGUAUUGUACCUGUAUAAUAUUAUCAUCUAAUAUUUAUUAUUAUCUAAUAAUAAUUAGAUAAUCUGAUAAUAUUUAUCUAAAUAUUAUCUAUAUCUAAUUUCUUUUUAUACUUAACUCGUAAAAUUUCUCUACAAAUUUCGGUUAGAUUAAAAAAUUAAUAAACCUUUGUAGUUGAGUGCACAUUAUAAUAUUAAAUUAUUAUCAAUGUGUUAAUAAUUCGUAGAUAAUUAUAAUUGCGCCUAUACUCGCCAUGUUUUAAAAGUUAAAACUAUUGAUAUUAUUCAAAGUUUCUAUGUGAAAAUUUAUUUUUCAAUAAUGCUUGUUAUAAAUGUUAUUAUCUGUGAACUAUAAUAACUAUUAGUUUUGAGUUAAAAUUAAAAAUUGUUCAUAAUAAUAAAAAAAAAAAAUUAUGUAAAUAUACCUGUAAUAGUAACAAAACUGAUUUAUAUUUACGUUUUAUUAGAAUUUAUUUUCUUGAUUGUAUUAUUAUACAUGCGUUCUGUUUGUACGGGUUCGAUAAAUUUAAAUUGCGGGUUACGAGUAAUGUAUGGUACAAUAAUUACACAUUUAAUACGGAGAUAUUUUAAAUUAGUUUUUUUUUUUUUAUGAAUGAUGAUAAUAUUUGUAUGUGAUAAACGAUGAUUGAUAACAUAUAUAUAUAUAUACAUAUUUUUAUAAACAAAAAAUAAUUAUCUAAUAAUAUUUUGAUUAUUUACUUUUUAUAUAUUAUUGUAUUCGUCAAUUUGAUAAAUUGCAUAUAAUUAUUAAUUGGGUAUCUUUGUUGUUUUUUUUUUCUGAAUGAAUUAAUAAAUUAUUUUAAAAUACGUUUUACACAAUAAUUGUAGCCGUAUGUAUUAUCAAUUAUAAAAUGAAAUGCUAAUUUUGUAAUUUCUUUAAAAUUAGACCCGGAAUUUAAAUAAUAAUUAAAGCCCCUUGAAAAUAAUUAUCUUAUCUAAGCACAAAUUGUUGCCUUAUAAUGUUGAGGUAUUUUGACUAUAAUACAGUUAUAUAUUUAUUGUAACAUUUACUCUUUAAACAUUUUUUAUAUCGACCAAAUAAUUCUUAAUUUUAUUAAUCAAUCCAUUUCAUUAGUUUAUUAAUAAUACAGAUAUUUUAUAAACGUUAAACUUUGUUGAAACUAAAAUAUACUAUAUUUUUAAUAAUAUGCACCAAAAUAUAUUAUGUACAUGUGUAGAACUACAAAAAUAAUUCGAAAUUUAAUAUAUAGUUUAAUUUUUAAUUUUAAAUAAAGCAUAAAAAAAUUUAGAAAAUUCCUUUUUUUUCGCGAAAUUGUAGCUAAAAUUUCCCCGAAUGGAAGAAAAUGUCUUAUGCUAUAGUAUAAUAAACGCUUUAAAUGACUAUGCGGACGAAAAUUUCGCUGGGACAAAAUUUGUUUUUCAUUUUUUCAUUUUGGUUUGGUUUGACUUUCGUUAUCUUAUUUGACAUUUUUAUAAUUAAUGUAUUCAAAUGCCACUCACCGCAAUGAGCUUUUAUUUCUAAUUUGACCUUUUUCUAUAAUUUCUUAAUUAAUAACAGUAGACGAUUUAGCGUAAUUUUGGGAAGUGCGUAAUAUAUCUACGUAUUACGGUAACUUCAUCGUUCAUAAAUUAUCUAAAAAAACGGGUGGUUUCAACUAUCUAUUUACUUUGGUAAGUUUAAUGUAUUAUGAUUUUUUUUGUAAUUUUGUUUUUUAUGUUCCCGCACAACUUAUAUUGAAUAUAUUUAGAUUUAGUUUGAUAAAACUUUUGGCUUUUGCAGGAAAACUAAGGUGGGUUUUUUCCUUUCGACAUUUUUUAAAUCUUAUAUACACAACAAGGCGAGCUUUAUAAACGCAUAGAAUCACAAUUAAAAAUCCGAUAAAAACAAUUAAAUGAAUAACUCAUUAAUAAAUAUAUUAAAUUGUUAUUGUGGUAUUUACUAUACCGUGAUUAUUAAUUUCGUAUCUAAUAAUGUUUGUUUUAUGUUCACCUUUCUCUCCUGCAGUCUCAAUUUGAAUAAUAUUUUCAUUUGACUAUAUAAUAUAUUCAUAGAUAAUAAUUAUUUCAUUAUCCAUGCAUACAUUUAUACACACCUACAAUAAUAAUAAGAAUAAUAAUAAUAAUAAUAAUAAUAUAAUAUUGUAUCAUCAGUAUAUGACUUUUGUACUAUAUUAUGCUUCAGCUUUUAUAUUGUAAUCUAAGAAAUAAUAACAGUAUUAUAUUACUAUUACGAUUAAGUUAAUUUACGAUUUUUAUUUUAAAAGACUUAAAAAUCGAUUAAUAUAAUAAAUCACUAGAUAAGCCUGUAUCCUGUUAGGUAUAUUAAUAGGUACUUUAUAAUUUGAUACCGUACGCACUAAUAUUGUCAUUGAACAGUAUAGUUUUGUUUAAACCAUAUAAUAGGUACCUCGUUGUCCUAAGAACGAUUGUGACGAGUAUACAAUAGGUAAAUGUUAUUUUUUUUUAAUUUUGUUAAAUUGUAUACGAGAUUUAACAAAUCUUAUGACAUUAAAUUGUAAUAUCUUCUUGAACUUUCCAACUUCCAACGUUUGAUAUUCAACGUUCCGGACUUCCGAAUAUUAAUUGCAUUUAAUUGAGAUGAGUCGCCAUCAUCUACCUCAACCUACAGGUUUUUAACAUUUUUUUUUUUGUUUUUUCAAUGUUUUUUUUUUUUUUUUAUUUUAAUUUAUUGUAUCGUAAAUCAAAGGUAUGUCAAGAGUUAGUUGGUUUAUAUGUUUGGCAUGACGAGGGGCAUCGUGUGUGUGUUGAAAGAAAGAGAAGUAGAGAAAACCCAAAGAAAAUAAUAUCUUUUUUGACUUAUAAUAAAAUAUAUUGUAUACACAGGUGACGUGAAAGAUCGUUGUAAGUGCGAGAGAUCGAGGACUAAGGUCGACAUGAGCGUUUUGAAAUCAAAUUUAAACGAAAAUUGCAAACAAAUUACGGCACUUUAAAUUAUGUAUUACCGAACUGCGCUCGGAAUCUUCUUUCGUCAAGCAAUGGAUUAUCUUUGCUUACAGAUAUAAAUGGAAUAACCUUAUGUAUUCUUUCUUCCCAAAUGUUCACCUAUAACAGUGGUCACUCCCAUCCCCAGUAUCAACUCUUUAUUUUUAAUCUGUAUAUAUACUUGGUAUUGAUGAAACAUAUACUGCAUAAUAAUAGAUAUUAUUAUGGAUAAUAGAUAUUACAAAUUGGUUUGUGAUUAAAAUGUUCACAUUCUUAUCUGUCGUGUAUAAUAUUAUUAUUCGCAAAACCAUUUAUAAAUAUGUAUUUACGUAUAUUAUAAUAAAUGGUAACAGUAAUAAGUAAGUAAACAGUAAGUUUUUCUUCUGGCUGUUACAUAGUUUUGUGUCAUACAAUUUGACGUGGAAAAAACGUGUAAGGCGCCACCCAUAGAUAUGCGCAAUUUUUGGGAAACAUAUUAUAUGACCACAUUUUUAAUCAUUUACUCGUCUCGUUACAUUAUAAUUUUUUUUGGUUAUUUGAUGAUUUCUCUCCGAAACAACGCAUUUAGACGUAUACGUUAAGUUACUCGAAAAUCUUGAAAAUCGAAUCUUCAAAUACUUGCAUUAUAAUUAGUAUUUGAAAAUUUCACGAAAUAAAAAAUUUGGAAAUAGUUCAGAAAAAAAUCAGUGGAAUAUUUUAAUGUUUUAUUUUUUAAUUUUACUUAACCUACAUUUGUUAUAAGUAAUAUAUUAUUUUCUUUAGUAUUUUAAAUUUAUAAAGGUAUUUACAUUUUUUUAUAUUGACAGAAAACAUACACAAAUGUUUAAAUGAUACAAUAUCAUAUUAUACAGAACAUACACUUAACAAUAAAAUUCUACAUAAUUAAAUUUUUGAGUGAAAAUAAAAUGGGUAUUGGAAUAUUUCCUAUAAUAUAUUGCAUAUGCUAAUAUAUUACCUAUUUUAGUAUAAUACUUUUAUUUCUUUAAAGUUCUAUACAUAUGAUAGGGAUGCAUGUAAUCAAUUUUUAAAUAGGAAUACGGAAUAUAGUUUAGUUAAAUAUAUUUACCUAUUAACUAUAGACUAUAGCCUAUAAGUAAUUAAAUAUUAAUACUUACAUUAUAGAUAAACAGUCAAAAACAAGACCGUAAAAAUAAAAGUUCAAUGUUUUACGUUUUUAUGAAAUAUUUCAGACUUCAAACAUUAAAUUUUUAAUGUAAUAUGCACACUGUAACGAUUUAAUGGUAUAAUGUCGCAAUCGGAAUUCUAUAAUACAUAUUACUUAAUGAGUGAUUUUUUGGAAAAAUAGUUUAUUAAUCAAAACAAUUUAUUAAAAUCAAAGUAUAAUGUCCAAAACGACUUUUAUAAUAGACGCGUGUUAUUAGUGUGUACCGUUGGUUAUAUGUAAUGAAUGUUUUGAAUGAAUUGCGUUUAUUUUAGGAACAAUAGAUUAAGGUGCAUCGGCGGAUGUAAUAAUAAUAUUAUUAACCUAUUGACCUAUAGGUAUUUUUACCUUUAUUGAACUAUAACGACAUAAAAUGACAAUUAUUACGGAUGUAUUUUAAAUUUGGACUUUUUAGAUUUUGACCGUAGUUGAAAACUUAUAUUGGUUUUACUAUGAUGCAUGUGCUUUUUUUUAUUACUAUUUUUUGCCUGUGACAACAACUUAUUUACCAAACAUCUUGCUCCGAUCUUGAACAAAUUGAGCGGUGUUGUUUUCUGGUAUCUAAUUUUUAAACAUUUAUCUUCAUCAUACCGAACAAUUAGUUUACAUCCAGUUCUUGAUGAGCUCUUCGAAAAGGUCCCCUUUAAAAUACUACGUCCCAUUCUUCAAAAUAACCAUAUAAUACUUAAUAAUCGAUUUGGAUUUCGCGAGCACGGUUUUUGUUUCAGUUUAUUUGUCGUUGUUAAUCAGUUAAAAAUAAUUGUAGAGACCGAAAGUGUUUACAGAAUACUAAUUAUUAUUUUCUAGACACGUGGUCAAAUUUUUCAAGAUUUUUAGCAAUUCUUCAGCUAAUUAUAGUCAUUUGAGUGUAAUGUAGUUUUUUUUUUUGAUAUCCAAACGUUUUAAUUUUAAAUUUCGAAAAAAAUAUGUCACGAUAUUUUAAAACAUGUUUAAAAGAACUUCGCUCAGAUCGUUUUUCUUUAGAAAAUAUUUAACGUUGCAUACGGAUAUACAUAAAUUAAAUUACUCUAUGUAUUUUACCUAGUACCUUAGCUCCAUUAGCUCCUUUUUUUUUUUUAUUGAGUUUAUGUCGUAUUUAAAACCGUAUAAUAUUAUAAUAUUCGAAAUAUUUAAUUUAAUCAAACGCAUACGAUUGUUAUAACUUUCUCAGUGAUAACAACUAUAAUAUAGGCAAAGAUAAUAAUAUUAUCAUCAUAACUUGAAUUGUUAGCUAAAUUUAAUUUUGAAAUAUUUAAAUAUAAUAUACAUGUAUAUUAAUAUACGUAGUUAUGUUGAUGGGAUAUCAUUAUUAUCAUAAAGUGAUAGCAUAUAGUUUUAUUACCAAUAUAGUUAUUAUCAGAUUCAAAAAUGCGUACCGAAAUUAGUAUUAAAAUAUACAUUUAUUUCUUUUAGGUUUACUGUAUAGUUGCUCAAAACGUAUAUUUUUUGCGUGCUAUUUAAAAAUAAACCACGUAGUAUCUCAAAUAAACGUCGAAUUUUGCACAGAAUGCAAUUUUUGUCGCCAAAGUUACAAAAAAAAAAAAAAUAAAUAAAUAAAUAACCUACACACGUUCAUACAGACACACUACCUAAUUAUUUUUGACUUGCUGCCCGUUUUAAAUAAUUUCGUACGCACUAAAAAAAUAUUGUCACGUAGAUUUUCUAUUUAUAAAAUAUAGUCAAUUUAAUCGUUUUGUAUAAAUGAUAUUGUAUCAUAAAUUCAUAACAAUUGGUACAUAAAUCGUUGUAUUUUUUUGUUUGUUUUUGAUACUUGUGAAAUCUUAUUAUGAUUAUACUAAAUUUUUCCACUUUUGUUCAUUGUGUUAUUAUAAAUUAUAAAUUUCGCCGUGAAAUUACAACAUUAUGACACUUUGUUGGCUUUCAUCAACUAAACAAUAUAAUUGCCAUAUUAAACAGCUGCGGGUUUAUUGAAUAUUAGUUAAUUGAACAUUAUUUUACUAAUAUCUCGUCAAAUUAAUUAAUGAUUUUGUCUCACGGAAAGUGGUGGUGGUAUAGAUAUAAUUUGUAUAUUUUAAUUACGUAUAUAACAAAAGUUGGUACAAACUAUUUUACAAAUUAAGUUAAUGGAAAAAUAAUAAUUAAUAUUAUACUGUUACUUACGGUUUCCUAAUAAUAUACAAAUACGACACACAAUAGUCACCAUUGAAUGUGGUUUUGCAGAUUCGUACUGAUUUUAAGGAGUUUUGAGUUGACGAAAAUAAUACUAUAUUGUUGUGUAUUAUAAUUAGACUGCGAAAAUUCAUACAGUAUACUAAUAAAAAUACCGAAAUGUGACGAAUUAGUUUUUCUAAAAUUUAAUUUUCUCUCUUAUAAUUGUUAAAAUAUAUCAUUAAACGUGAUAUUUUUUUCGUGCAGUACCUAUAACUGAACAAAUUAACAAAUCACUCAUUAUCAUAAAAAAUUGUUUCCAAUUAUUUUGUAUACUGGAUCAUGAAAAAAAAUGCAAAAUAUAUAAUACAUUUGCAUGAUCCCUUAUUUAAUUGUUUGAUUGGGGUUUGAAACUUAAUUCUUUUAAUUCUUUUUAACUAUUUAGGGGGUUCAGGGGUAUAUCCCCCUGACCAUUGCAAGACUCCUGAGUUCUGAGCCUUAGUUUUUGUCAUGGUAUAUGUGUUUUAUAAAUGAAUUUAAUGAUUAACUAUGUAAUUUAUGAUAUUUUAUUGAUUUUUAUAUUUGUUUGUUGGUGGUCACUUUAGAUAUCUACUUAUGUAUUAUUUUUAUUUUGUUAAAAUAUAUUGAGUAAUCAUUUUUAAUAAUUUUUUUCAUUAUACUUUUCGAAAGCUUCAUUGAAUGUUUAGGUCUUAGGGUUUGUAAUGUUCUAAUCCGGGCUUGGGCUUUACCCGUGUCUGUCAUAAUUUCUUUCGUGUACUUCCGCUCUCGAUGUUCCAUAUCUGAUAUAUGACCUUCUAUGAUUUAAUUCAUAAAGCAAUCGUGACGCAGUAUAUACCCUAUAAUUUUGUCUCUUCUGACUUUAAUAGUAUGUUAAAGUUCUUGUUUAUUUUUAUGCUGUUUGAUGAUAAAAAUAAUUCCAUAACACGAGAGAAAUAAUAUUCGUUUAUAUAUUAUCAAGAAAAAAUCGUAUAAGAUUUAAAAUUAUGUAGCGUACAAACCUAUAAAUUAUGUAAAUCUAAGUCCCCCGAAAAAUCAAUACAAAUGAGAUACUUAUAUAAAAUUCAGUUUUAUAAAUUUGUAUUUCUUAUUAGACUAUGUACUCGUGCAUGUUCAUAUGUAAUAUCUGUACAGCUAUAUAUUAUAAUAUUAACUAUUCGCUGAAAAACAAACUUAUCUGCUCAUGCGUGAAAUUUCUGACUGUUAUACGAAUGAAUUUUAUUUGCAUACUAAUGAUUUGCUCGUUUUUUCUGGCUCGUGUACGGUUUUCCAUUACUUGUUUAUUUUCAGGGUUUAUAAGUAUUAAGUAUAAAGGGUCCUGACCAUAACAAUAUAUAUUAUUAACACGAAUGUUAAAUACAGUUCAAUUCAAUAAAAUUUAGUACAGUUCAUAUAUUAGAAAAUACGUAAUUAAUUAACAAUUUAGUAUUUAUGUUAUACUUAAUUUUUAACAUCGUUAAUGGUAUGAAUGCAAAAGAGAAAUAAACGAUUUAAAGGCUUCGAUAAAGGAAAUAUAUUUCCCACUGCAAGUUUUUGGUGGAAGUAAAUUUUAAAAUAUCAUCGUAUUCUAGAAAAAAAAUUAAAAAAUUUCUUAAGAUAUGAAUUGUUUUUUUUUCUUUUUUGGUCUUUGAUUUCUGCAGUUAGAAACCAUCGUCAGAGUAGAAAUUCUUAAAACUGUUAAUCGUGAAUAUAUUAUAUAUUUAUCUCGGAAUCUUUUAAAUUAUAAAAUAUAUGAUACUAUUAUUAUUAUAGUUUAUUGAAUCACUUUUAAUUUCUAAUUAACACGCAUAACUUAGCUCACUGAUAUUUAAACGAUCUUGUUAUUGGAUAUAAGUGUUAUAAGUAUAUAUAACAUGUAUGUAACUGUAUUAUAUGUACAUUAUCUAAAGGUUAUUAAUGUCAUAAUAUACGUAUACAAAUAAAAAAAUCAAUAAUUAUUCUUUAGUCUGAUUUUUUUUUUUUUGUUUUUUUUUGUUUAAGCAUUAUAUAUUGACGUAUUUUAUUUGUGUACAAUCAUGGAAAUAUUCAUUAAAACGUUAAGUUCAGAAAUGUAUUUACAUUUUUAAAACUAUAUUAUACCCUAUACACCAGAUAUGAUGUAGGUAUAAAUUCUAGAUACGUGUAGAUACAAUCUUUAAUUAACAAUUAAACACAACGUAUUAUACUACAGUUUCAAAUAUACGUCAUUUUACGUUUUAAUUUCUGAUGUUCAUAAAAGAAAUAGGUAGGUAAUUAACUUAUUGUACAAUAACGUCGAAGUAAUUAUUAUUAUUAUUAUUUUUUUAAAAGCGUUUCAAAACAUUAAUAAGUCUAUGUAUACCUAUUGCAAUAUACGAAAUUAACAGAGAUUAUGCUAUGUCAUAUAAUGACAAUAAAUUCAUUAAGUUAACAAAAAUUAUGUGUAUUUAAUACAUAGGUCGUAGGUACUGAAAUGCACAAUACUGAGUAUGCAAUAUUCAAAGCGGUUUGUUCCUAUAAUUAAUUGUAAAAACAAAUGUAUUUAUUAAAUAGGUAAAUAUUUUCUUUUAAAUAAUACAAAUUCUUCUAAUAUUAUACUUCAAUAUCUAAUGUGUUUAUCCUGAAUCCCAACAUCCAUCGACAGCGCCGAUUAUGAAUUGAUUAUUAUUAUUAUUAUUAUUACGAGACUAUAAGGAUUCUCAAACAAUACUAUAGGUAGGUGGAAAUAUGCGGAAACGAAAAUCGAACCUUUUUCAUUUUGGGUAGAAACGACAGUCGAAUCGGUUACUUAUGAAAGGGACAAGUCACACGUUUGAAAAAAAUGAUUGUUUUUUGAUAAAUGUAUGUUCCAUUGUUGUAUAAUAUAGGCGGAUAGUUUAUUUCCGAAAAGAGUCGAGUUUAUUAUAUGACUAAUAUGUUAGGUAGCUUAUCUAAUACGACUAUAAUUCAAAUAUUUAGAUUGUAUACGAAACGUGCAGUUAAGUAGUGGAUUGAACCCGUAAAAACUUAUGAGAGUUGAAUUUUUUUAACUAUUCCUUUUUAUAAAAUAAUCGAUUCAGUUGCAGGCGGACACGAAAAUCGAGUUUUUCCGGCGGAAUGGACGAACGGACGUCCGAAAAGAGACGUAGCUAGAAAUUUUUUUUUGGGUAGGCCAGAUCAAAUAAUAUAAAUGUUUCAAUAGGAAAGACAACUAACACAAAUUUAUGAUUUUAAAAUUUUGUUAAUUUUCGGACAAAAGUGGGUAGUUUCGGGCCUACCAGGCCUACCCGAUGGCUACGCCACUGCGUUCGAAUAGAUAAUAAUAUCGCGUCCAUCCUCGCUGAACAGGAAGUCUUAUUGCUUCUUCUCUACACGUAUAAUGGCUAGGGACGGACCGAUAUAACUUUUUACCGAUAAUCUAAUGUUCCGCAAUAAUAUGUUACUGACCAGAAACUGAUAGCCUAUGUUUGAAAUCGAACACCACGAAUUAAUAUUGAAAUUACCCGAUCCAUCGAUUUUUUUUUUAACGCUUCCGUAUUCCAGAGACCGCAUUAUAGACAUUUUUCUCCAAAAAGACCGGGUUCGAACAAAGCCCCGGUAAAACCUAUCUACCGAUGGUAUCGAAUAUCGGUUUGUGUAUUUACCGACACACCCCGAACGAAUGAUAAUAUCGCGCCCAUUCAAGUAUAGAGGCUCGUAUCGCCUCUUCCCUUCGUGUACAAUAACCCGGCUUUUCACGACUUUAGGGUGUGGUUAGACUACUACACCCGCCAUCGGACGAAAACAUCGGGAGAAAAGUGAAAAUUAUGAAAUUAAAUUUUAUCGGUCAUAUUAUACACCAGGAUAAAUUAUACUGUCAGAGUCGUAGAUGAAAACAAAAUAUUUUGUAUUUUUCCUACCGAAUCAAUCGAAUAGUUAUUUAAUUUAAUUUAUCUACAAACGUACUCCAUAAAUUAUUCCAAAGUUUUUUUAUUUAUUUUAAUUUCGGGAGUAAAUAACGUUUACGAGUUGAUCCAGAAGUUUUCGGAUAAGUUUUAAAGUUCUUCAAAUUGUUUUCGUUCCGCAAACAUAUAACCAGCCCAAAAUCAUUUUAUUAUUGUUAUUAUUAUUUUUUUUUUCAGGUAAAAAAUACUUAAUAACUAAUAAAAUAUGUAAUUAAGUUGAUUUCUAAAUAAUAAAUUUCAUCAGUUAUGUCUACAUACAUUAUACGUCAUAACUCAUAAUAUUAGUGGCCGAGUAUCGAAUUGCAACCAGGCAAUGAAAAUACAUAACGUUUGUCUGCUGAAUAAUUUUGGCAAAUUCAACCGAAAUCCCGUUGUGGUUUGAUCAUUUUCGUUAACUGAAUUUGAUUUACCGUUAAUCCGGUAGAUGUCCGAGAAAAUAUUAAGUUCGACCGAUGUCGGGUUUAGUCCGAGACCAUUGAGGGGAUUUAAAACCAAUAUUUAAUUAUUUUUUUUGUCAAACAUAAUAAACGUAAUUCAGACGCAAUUAUUAUUGUUUGCCCGAUCGACGAAGUGAAGCAAAACAGUUUUGAAAACGAACGUUUAUAAUAUGUUAUAAUAAACUGGAAUUCGCGAGUUUGCCAUACGCAGAGAGACUUAUUUACAUUUUUAACGUUAUUUUGAGAGAACAUUUUAGAUUCUGAGUGGAACAAAAAAGCUUAUAGUUUUACAAAGAUGUUUAUUUUUUAUCAUGUUUUUUUUAUUUUUUCCACCAGAAAUCUUGCUCCUAUUUUUAAGUGUAGCGUUUUUUCUAAAAAGAAAUCGAUGUGGGGAGGUAUUUUAUAGAGGUUAUUUUUCGAUUUUCUCAGUAGUUUUGUCAUCAGACGUGGAAAACUGAAAAAACGGCAAAAUGUACAAAAUAUAUUACGAUUUUUUUUUAUCUGUGAACAACUUUUCUACUAGUAAUUUUGAUCCAAUUUAUAAUGAUAUCAAUUUUUCUAAAGGAAAAUCCGACUGGGGAGGACUUUAGAGGGAUCAUUUUUGAUUUUCUUACUAGUUUUUCCGAUAAAUGGGGAAAACCGUAGGAAAAACGUAAAAAAUCGGUACAAUAUUGAACAAAUAUUUUUAAAGAAAAUAAAUAUCGCUUAUGUAAUUAUUUUACCAUAAUUAUAAUGACAUGUUAUAUCAUAUCGUAGACAAAGUAACUACAUUAUCAACUGAACUCCGCUCAGAAUCGUUUUUCCGUUAACAAUGGUUAAUCGUUGCUAACAGUUACACAUUAAAUUACCUAUUACAGUGCGGGGGAUGGACGGGGUCGACGUUUAAAAAACAAAAAAUCGCUGUUUUAUCGCGUCUUCCGAGAUUACGGCGCCCGUGGCGAAUCCUCCUCUCGUCCCCCCACCCAUUGGACCACUCCGGACGCGUCGCCGGCCGCGCGCCAGUGACCUUCCCGGGGGAAACGCGUAAAUCGGCUUACUGGGUCAACGCAUCGGCGGCGGCGGCGGCGGCGGCAGCGGCCUCGUUUCCCGCUGGAAGACAGGCGCGCGCGAACGAAGGGCCGCGCCGAUGAACCGCGUCGCGCCGCACUGCGCUACUAUCCCUCGGCUUUUGCCGCUAUUUAUAAACGGGCCGCCGUCGGGCGCAGCGCCGCGUCACCGCCGCGAUACAAUAGGCGAACGAAAUAAUAAUAAUAAUAAUAAUAAUGAUAACGAUAAUAACUAUAAUGAUAAUAUUAAUACGCGCGCCGCCGACGCGACCGAUUAUAUUAUUAUUGAGCGCCGUCGCCAGUCUCGGUCGUUUCGUUUAUUUCUCUCCGCGGACGGGUCUGGCGUGUCGGCGCUUUUCGUGCCUAUUUAAACCGUUAAUUUUUCCACACGCGCGUGCCGCCACGCCGCGACGACUGCGACGGCGACUCGCUAACGAUUUCGCACGACCUCUCGCGCCUCUCUUAUUUUUUUUUUCCUUUAUUUUAUUUUUCUUCUAUUCCGUGACCCGCGCGAGUAUACGUGCGUUACGUUAACGCGCGGUAAAAAAUAAUAAUAAUAAUAAUAAUAAUAAUAAAGUCGUAUCGCAGUGCGUUUUAUAGGUUUUUUUUUUUUUUUUUUAUCGUUUGUUUUGUUAUUUUUCCCCGCGUUCGUUUCGCCGCGAUAUCCGUCCGCCGCGUUCGUCUGGCCCCCGCGGGGUCGCGGUUCGCGCGCGGUAAACAUAUUCGUUCGCAGACCGUAGAAAAGCACCUCGCGGGACGGACGAUGUCUUCGUCUCCGCUGCCGUCGUCGUCGUACGUGUGCCGUUAUUGACCGCGUCCGGAUUUGAACGUUGUAUCCGGAGUAAACUCGUGUUUUUUUUUAUUAUUUCAUUUUUUUUAAAUUUUUUUUUUUUUUUUUUUCCCCCGCGUUUGAUAUUGGACACGAUAAUUUCGUCGCGAUUUCGUUCCGCCGCGUUUCAAUUGAAAUAUAAUAACAUUGUAGCCAUGUUGUCCCGGAGGUUGUCGCUUUUCGAGCGACAAGAGUUCAUUAUGAUCGGUGAGUUUGCCAGAAAAAAAAAAUAAUAAUAAUAAAACAAAACCAACGAAGAAAAAAACUGAAUUGAAUAAAAACCGUAUUAAUGGUACAGUUUUCUUUUUGUUGACCUUGAGCAAACUUUCGUCGUUUUUCGUAUUAUUAUUUUUUUAAUACGAUGUAUUUCGGUUUUUUUUUUAACCUAUAAUAACAUCACCGACGCCGUGUCCUCUGUAUGUACAAGCGAAACGCGGUUUGACGGAAGGAGGGGGGUAGAAAUAACCUCUCUAUCAAAUCAUUAUAUAAUAUACGUUCGACGAGUUUGAUCGAUUUCACGUUUUACCGCAUUUUUGUUUUAAUAUUAUUAAAAAGCCCCGACCCGUUCGUCGUCGUGUUAUGGCAUUUCGAAAUGGAAUUUUCCCCGUUCGAAACGUGUUAUUAUUACCGUCAUCCGCCAAUUCCCAAUGGCGCGACUCGUUGCGACACCUUUUUGUCGAUCGAUCUAUUAAUAUUGAAACAAUAAUGAUAUUGUUUUGUUAUUUUUUUACGGUCGCACAAGAAUCAUUACGUAUAUAUAUAUAUAUAUAUACACAUUAUAUUCUCCCUCCCCGUUUAGCUUUUGUUUUAAUUCCGUUCUGUUCAAUUCGAGAUGUUAAGACACGCGUAUGAUGACGGCAAUAUUACAAUUGCGUAUACGUGUAGUACACACAUCGAACCAUGAAAAUACUGCAUGUUCUUUUGACGGCGUUUAAACCAUCUGGCAAUACGCCUAUUUUGCCCAUGUCUACGCUAUUCACAAUAAUACACAUUUUUCUUUUCGUAUAAUAAAAUUCGUUUAAACGAGAGCUGAAAACAUAAUGAACAUUUUUUUUUUUUUUUUUUUAAUCGAAAUCCUAUAGCUAAUCCCGAAAAUGUGUUAUUGCGUACUGGAUGAUAUAAUAGUGUGUAGAAGGACUGGCGUACAGCCCUCAUUGGUCGUGUUUUUAAAAAUAAAGCGAAUAUUCAGCGUUAAAACUCAUUAUUAUGCUAAAAAAAAUUAUAAUCGUUGUACAAUAAUGAUGGUUUUUGGAAAAUUAUCUCUAGGACAAGGUUUUAUAUAAGUACAUGUAUAAUAGAUGUAUUUAUAGAAUUUUAUCGUGGAGGGAGUGUAUUGAAUUUUGUCGUAUUGUACAACGUUUACUCAGGCUAAAAACAAAUAAAACAAAACACGAUCACAUUUUACAUAUUUGUGUAAGUAAUUAAUAAUCAAAUCCGUCCGAAAAAUAAUUACCAAUGAGACUAACUAUAGCUAAAGAACUAUCGCAUAUAGUAGCUGUUAAAAGUUAGUAGAUAUUUUAUAUUAAGGUAGCCACUAAUCUAUAAUACAAUCUGAUUAAAAGUUAAAGACAUUGAACUUGAGAAUAUAUACGUAUUAAAACAAAUUUCAACGAGGAGCAAUAUCUCCCUAAUCUGCCUUUAAACUCUCCCUUUCGUUGAAAAUUCCGCUGAUGUAUAUGAGUAAAAUAUUAACGUAGAAGAAUGCAAACAGGAUUAGUAUAUAAUAUUAGCAGAUGGCCUACGCGAUGCAUUAUCGAUGUUUAAUGGAUCGUGGAAUAUCGAAUUGACCACAAUAAUAUAUUGUAACGCCAUCGUCAUAGACCGAACGACAAUACGACAAGCGAACUAUAUAAUAUAGUUUGUAUAACAUACACGAAAACAUAUUUUAACGAGAUUUAUUCUACCCUUUUACCUAGGGACGGAAAAAUGAACCUAUUCCCAUCGUCUUGCUUGCGGGAUGACACGAGAAUAAUAUUUUGUUGAGCAUUUGAACCCGGUCGCUAAACUGUAUUACCAACAGCCAAAUGACUUUCGGUUUAAAUUUUUCGCGCGGUUCAUAAAAGACACGUUCGCAACAUAUAAUGCAAUAGUAUAUAUUUGGAUGAUUUAUUUUUUUAAAGUUUCAUUAUCCGGGUCUUUUAUUUCUUUACAAUUAUUUUAUCUUUAUCCGACGAUAUCUUUAUUAUACGUCGUACGUCGUAUAGAAUCUCGAGUUUCUCGGCCCGUACAUUUAAAAGUAUUUAUUCAAUUAACUUUCCAUUAACAAAUAUUUGCAAAUUAUUAUAUUAUUUUUAUAUACAGUACAAAACGUAUUGUUUCGACGCGCUUUCGAUGAACAAAAUGAAAAGAUACGUUGUCGUGUAUCGCAUAGUAUUCUUAGAAAAAUUAAUUUAAAAAAAAAAAAAAAGCCUAUUAUUUUAACUGUUUUUUUCUGCACUAUUAAUUUUGUUAUUCUUGCUCGACACAGUUAGGCGUAAACAUGACGCAUGGUAUUGUAUCAGGACACACCUAUACCUACUAUAAUAAAUUUGGUUAUGCUUUUUGUAAUUUUUCGAGAAAACGAAUCUCGGCAUAUUAUUAUUAUUUCGCACCAUGAAAAUAUCUCUGAAUCCACAUAUAGACGAGUUUUUAUUUUUGCCAAUUUAUGUGGUAGAUAACUCAAUGUUCAAAAGUUUCGUAAAGCAAAUUGUGUGUGUGUGUGUGUGCGUGUGUGCGCGCGCGCGUGUGUUUUAAUAGUAAAAUGUAUAAUUAUUAAAAUUUUAAUUUGUAAUUUUAGCUAUUCAAUUUUGAAAUCUUCAGAACGUCAGAUUGCUCGUUCUUUAUUCAUUCUGCUCGUCAAAUUUCACGUAUUACAAUUAUAUAUAUACUAUUAAAUUUGGCUCGUUUUUUUUUCGACUGCAGUAGUACGAAUUUAUCUUUAGACGUUUUAAAAUAUAUUUUUUGCCAAGACGAACGUGACAAAUUGCUGCAAUUCAUUUUUUUUUUCAUCUGUCUCCGGUACUUUUUCUAAUUGAAGAUAUUUUUAAAAAUUAUUGAACCGUUUACAAUUGAAAACAAAUAAUUUCACCGGAUUUGUACAUUUUUCAAUAAUUAUUAUUAAACCUUUAGGUUUACCUAACAUAUUUAUCUGUGUACGAACAUUUUUACGUAGAUAAUUUUAUUUGAGUGCGACAACUCAUCAUACACGUAAAUAUACACUGCGUAUCCACUCCCCCUCUCUUUAAAAAUCCCCACGAGUAGACAGUCCAAACAUUCCCCUAUCGUUUGGAUUUUUCUCAUUUACUCCUUUCCGUCACUAGCAAGAAUAUUUCCUAUGUAAAAUAUAAUAUUUUGUUACAAAAUCUACUAAUUCAAUCAUUUACCAUUCUAGUGAACAAUAACUAAAAUCCGGGGCAAAAUUUUAUUCUAAAAAAAAAAAUCCAAAAUGAACUUUUAUAAUUACGAUAUUGAAUAGAGUUAAAAAGAAUUAAUUGCAUUUUCAGUGAUAAUACUAGUUAUACUAGUUAAUCGUUAAUUAAUUUUCUACUUAUUAUAUCUUUAUGUCUAUACUACACAGAUUAUUCUGUGGUUAUACUGUUUGUAUAAGGUCUGUGAGCUAUAAUAUGGCAGUAAGCAUAUUUUGUUGUUGGUUACGUGAACUGCUAUUAUUAUUAACGUAAUCUAAAGUAGGUUUAUCGACAUGAUAUAGUGUAUAUUAACAGCGGUGUUUCCGUGUAUUUUUUUUUUAAGAUUAUAUCAUAAGCAUCAGGUUUUAAAAUUUCAUUGGUGGGGUUCACUAUUUUAGAUACCCGCGUACCGUUUUACCCGACUUUUGCCGUAUAUUUCUUAUAGCCCAGGUUUGUCAAUCUCAUGGGGGGGCUACAACUUCCGGGUCCCUCUCUACAUGGCGCUAUUGGUACAUACUAUAAUAUCUAUGUCAUGUGUCUUACAUGCGAUAUUUUAUUUCUUAUGGUUUACGGGUAGGUGCCUAAAUUGUUUACAUAAGGAAAUAGAUAUCAAGUAUACGAAAAUUAAAUUUUAAUUAUCAAAAUAAAACAUAUAAAAUUUAAAAAAAAAUAUUGUUAAACGUAAGAAUAUUGUACAUUUUGUAAUUAUAAUUAUACUUGAUGCUAAAUUAAAUUUCAAUUUAUAUUACUAUUAUGGUUUUUAAUUGCAUAUGUGAUAUGAACGGGCAACGAUAAUAAUAUAUCGUAACAAUUUUGUUUGAAAAACUAUUUGAGAGUUUACGCUUCAGUAUACAUGUAAUUACUCAACAAAACGUUAAGUGUAUACGGCGUGUAUGUAGUAUAGUGUAUGUCCUAUUGUAACGCCACUGUAAAUUAGUAGUAAUAUUAUUACACGUGUUUUUUUCGAUAAUAUUAAUGAAUUUGAUACAAGAAUACGGGAUCGCUUUGGUUAUCUUUAUGAAAGUUUUACCGAAACAAUAGAAACAGUAACUCCUAGUUAGAAAAAUUAUGAAUUGUAUUCCUUAAUUAUAACGAAAAUGCUAUAAUAUAUGAGUCAUUUUACGUACAUUACGUGUUAUUAAUUUAUUGGUUUAUCGUCUGUAAUUGCCUAAAUUAACCUUAAAAUGAACGUAAUUUGCGUUUAUAUGGUUGCCGAUAUUAAGCCUAUUAUAAUAUAUACGGGAUUUUUCUGAUUCGAUGUAUUAGGUAUACUAUUGUCGAACUCUAAUAAAUCCGGUUAAUAAUAUUUGUGUUGUUUUAAUAACGCUGCAAAAGUAUGUUAUAUUAUAUUCACGAUAUCUAUACAGAUAUAAUAGUAAAUUUAUUAUACGUUUUUAAUGUUUCGGAUUGGUUAUGUUUCUUUUGUUAGGUUAGAUUAUUAUAAAUAUAUUGUAUCAUAUGGAUUAACUGUAAGAGAUUGAAAGACAACUGAAAAACAAUACAAAUAUUUGGAAAUCCAUAAUCCUAUUGUAGGCGGUAUUUUAAAGAAGUUAUUGAGACUAUAUAAUAUCGCAUAAUAUUAAAUAUAAGCAAGACAAAUAAUAAACUAUACGAAUUUAAAUUAAAGUUCUGAGUUCAGAAAUAAUAAUUUAUCGUUAUCGAUUUCUCACCAGUAAAAUUUUAUAUAAAAUAUGAUGCUAAUUUAAAUAGUAUUUUUCCAGGCGAACGUCUCAACUAUGUUAACACGCCACAUGUCAUCGCUAUGGUCGGGCUUCCAGCUCGAGGGAAAACUUACAUUUCGAAAAAACUUUCCCGUUACCUAAACUGGAUCGGUAUCAACACCAAAGGUCGGUAUUAAUCCGGAAAUUGUAAAUAAUAAUAUAAUACUUGCUUGUGUAGACUUUUGUAGAUAGUAGAAAUCCGGAUCGGCCAAAGUCCGAGUGUCCGAAAUUCGAAAUUUAUUGUAAAUCCGGGUUCGGAUUUUAAUAUUUCUUUUAUGGAUUUGUUUAAUAAUAUAAAAUCGCCCCAAUUCAUGUAUUUUUUUUUAUGUGUAUAAAUCAAAUACAUAUAUAAUAUUUAUAUAUGUACAAUAUUUAAAAACUAAGCAUAAUUUUAAAUUGAUUCAGUUAAAUAAAAAUAAAAAAAUAAAUAAACUAUUUGUUUAAACGUCUAAAAAGAAAAAAAUUGAUUUGCUUAUUUAAAAAGUAGAUAGUAAUUUCGAAAUCCGAAAUCCGGUUUUUGUUGUCUGAAAUAGUAUCGUCAGUAACUAAUCUAAUGUAAUCUUGUUUUUUUUCUUUUUAAGGUGUAACGGCUUUCUUUAAGACCAGCCCUCCAAGCAAAUACUCCUUCAUCCAUUUCUGUAUUCCAAUGUCACUCUUCAUUUUACUCCAGGUUCCACAGUUCCUAAAAACUUAACAGACACGUAGCCAUGGAGGUUCUAUGGAGUUUUGAUCUCUUCCCCAAAUUUUUUUAGGUUUUUCACCAAAAAAUUAGACUGUACUUUGAUUUUCUACCCAUUAGGUUAAAAAUUUCGCCUCUCAGGCAAUUAUAUUGGUAGUUAGCGAUAAAUUUUGUGUUUGGACACUUUCUCUCCCCAAAUAAAAAAAAAUCCUGACUACGUGCCUGAAACCUAAAAGCACAUUCCCCUCAUUUUUUGAGUAAUCUAAUAAUAUAAUAUCGGUACGAUGGUGUUGCAGUUUUCAAUCUCGGAGAAUACCGGCGCCACGCGACCUCGGCAUACAAGUGUCACGAGUUUUUCCGUCCCGACAACAAAGAAGCGAUGGCUAUCCGAACGCAGUGCGCCAUGGACGCACUCGACGAUGUUUGUUCAUGGCUGGACAACGGAGGGGAAGUGGCCGUCAGUAUAUUAGAAUAUUUUAAUAUGUGUUUUCGGUUUUCGGUUUAAAUGUAUAAUAACGGCGCCGCUACGGUGUACCGAUUUUUCAGGUGUUUGACGCCACCAACUCGACGAUCGAACGCCGGCAAUUGAUAUUGAACAUCGUCGUGAAAAAACGUGGGUUCAAAUUGUUUUUCGUCGAAUCGGUGUGCGAUGAUCCGAAAAUCGUCGAACAGAACAUAAUGGUAUACUACUCAUCAAACUAUCUCUACGUAUAACAAUAUAAAUAUUACGUUCAAUCGUAAAUUCGUAUUUUUUCGAUUUCGUCGUUUGUCGCCGUUCGUUUAUAAUACCUAAUAUCCGUAAUCUGUAGGAAGUGAAAAUCAACAGUCCGGACUAUCACAGCAUGGGCGCGGACGUGGCUCUUCGGGACUUUUUGCAGCGGAUAGAGCACUACCAGGAACGGUACGAACCGCUGGACGAAAACACCGAGUCCGGGUUGAGCUACAUGAAGAUCUACAACACUGGCGAAAAAGUGUUGGUGCACAAGCACGAGGGUCACAUACAGGCACGUAUCGUCUACUAUCUGAUGAACAUUCACAUCAUUCCAAGAACGAUUUAUCUUACGAGAGUGAGUACCUGAUAUUUUCUUACUUACGUACGAAAAAUUACUACUCCCGUUGUACACUAUUAACGUUUUAACUUUGUCGGCUAUGAUUAUUAUUAUAUAGCACGGGGAGAGCGAAUGGAACAGGGAAGGUAAAAUCGGCGGUGAUUCACAGCUGUCUAGCAACGGCAUUAAGUACGCCAUUGCCUUGGCCAAUUACAUAAACGACCAGAGCAUUCAGAACCUCCGGGUGUGGACUUCAUGGCACCACCGGACUAUACAGACGGCGAGCGGUGUCCGGGCUCCGCAAGAAAGGUGGAAGUCGUUGAAUGAAAUUGAUGCUGUAAGAGUUAAAAAAUUAUAAAAUCCCAUAUGGAAAGGUUCCCCAAUUCUCAAAAAUAGUGGCUCAAGCAAUGUUCGAAAUAAAGAACCCAACGGUUAUUGUUAUUUUGUUUUCCUAGGGAGUUUGCGAUGGUAAAACAUACGCCGUGAUCAAGCGCGAUUAUCCGGAACAGUUUGAAUCCCGCGAUAAGGACAAGUUCUCUUAUCGUUAUCCAAGAGGAGAGUCUUAUGAAGACCUGGUAGCUCGACUAGAACCGGUCAUAAUGGAGUUAGAAAGACAGACAAAUGUUCUAGUGGUUAGCCAUCAAGCGGUUCUUCGGUGCUUAUUAGCAUAUUUCUUAGAUAAAAAUGCAGGUGUGUAGUUGUAAAAUUUUAGGUGAUAAAUAGUAGUGGUAAUGCAUAUUAAAUUUAAUGAUUUGAUUUAUUUUGAUUUUUUGUAGAAGAGUUACCGUACUUAGAAGUGCCGUUGCACACACUAAUCAAACUCACACCUGUCGCAUACGGCUGUAAAAUGGAGCAAAUUAACUUCCCUAUCGAGGCCGUCAACACUCAUCGUCCAAAGCCUCAGGUUAGUUGUGUAAACGUAACUGCACAGUAAGAACUUAUAGUAUGACAUGAUGAUCUGAGUGUUAUUUUCAAUCCCAAUACUAAAAUAUGUUUAUUUGAGAUUAAUGUUCUUAUGUUCACGUGUAAUUAAUCAACUAAAGAUUAAUUCAUACCUAUUAUAACAAAAAAAGAUUUACCGGUAUCACGGGAAAAAUUGCACUUUUUAUGAAAAAUAUAAUUUUUUUCUAUUUUUUUAAAUAUUGUUUUCAUUGAAAUCAUUGAUUUAACAAUUAGUUAAUGUACAUAUUAUUAUUUUGUUAAAUUGCCAGUAAUAUUGUGUUUGGAUUCAGUAAUAACUAUUCAAAUUUUUCAUAGUUUUUAUUCCAUACCAGUACAUUAAUAAAACUAAUCAUAUUCAUUAAAUACAUCUUUAACCUAUAACAUCUGCAAUGUGAUUUAUGCAUAGUUUUUUUCCUAUAUGCAUCAAAAUCCAUAGAAAAAAGUUCCUCUGGUAGGAAAAACCAGUUGGUUAGCUUAUGUAUUUAACUGUUAUUAAAAUUAUUAAAUACAGUAAAAUGUAUUUUAUUUUGUAGUUACACACAUUUCCAUACACAAUUAGUCAUUAUACAAUAGUUAAAUUAUUGUAUCUGCAAUAUUAUGUUUGGGUGCACUGCACUGCCAAAACGAACAAUUCAAAUAAACCAUUUGUUUCAAGAACAACAUUUGAUAUUAAACAGUCGAUAUUAGAUAUGGUUUGCUUGUUUGGAAAAAAAUGUAGUUUUUUAAUAAUGUUAUUUUCAAUGGGAAAGUUAUUUUGUUAAAAACUUGUUACAUUUAAAUUAUGAUUAUCGUUUGAGUGGUUAGAUAAUUUAAAUCCAUUGUGUUAUUCACAAAGUCAUUGUAUGACUUUUUCUAUUAAAAUUGCCCAAGUUUCAAUAACAUUUUAGAAUUCACAUUUCAAAUUUUCCUAAAAUAAGUGUUUAUAAUGAAGGAAAAAUUUGUAUGUAAACAAAAUAAAUUAUUUUUUAAAAAUGUAUUAUAAUAGUUUGAAAUCAUUGUAGUAAUACCAAAAUUGUCAUAAAUAUUUUCAUAAUCAAUAAAAUGGUUGACAAUUAUAUUUGAUUUUAGAAAAAAAUUUACUAUUGAAAUUUUUAAUUUGUUUAAUUUUUACAAUCAUGUAUAAGCACAAACAAAUAUGUAACUAGGUUGGGGAAUGUUUACAAAUUUUUUAUUCGAAAGAUGUUAUGUAAGGAAAUCCUUUCCAACUAAAAUAUUUAUUGUUAAGAAUGCUCAAACUUCUAUACAAAUGAACAAUAUAUAUUUUAUUAUUUUAUUUCAAUUUAUAAUUAUUGUUAUUGUUGUUGCAUGAAAUAUUAUUAUACUCGUUUCGGUAUAGUUCAAAUGUUGUAAAAUAUUCAACAAAAUGUUUUUAUAUUUUUAACAAUUUUUUUCUAGAAUUUGCUUAAAAAUCAUUCACUCAGAAUAUGUAUUUCUAAAGUAAGUCUAUAUUAUUUGAUUUUACACAUAUUUGCUUGAUAUGAAAAAACAAAGGGUCGGUAAUAAAUAUAGUUAUUAUUAACACAAUACGUUCUAUUUUUGAAGUGUUAUGUAGAUAAAACAAACCACAACUAAUAGUUGGCUUGAUAUCAUAUAUUUAUGUUUAUAUUAUUGUAACAUUGCUGUUUUGGAGUAAUUAAUAAAUAAUGAAUAAUAUGUAUAUAUUUUUACUGUUUUUUGAUUACAAAAUUUCGCUAAUAUAAACUCAUAUACUUGUGGUUACUCCUUGCAAUGGUGUUUGAGCUUCUCAACUGUAAUUAUUAACACAAUUAUUAUUAUUUAUUUUCAAAAAAUAAUCUUUUAUUACAUGUUUUGUAUAAUUUCUCAGCAUAUUUGUUUUAUCGCAUGUCUAUAAUAUUAUUGUACUAACUUCGUUAAAAUUAUUUUUUUUCUAUUUUAAAUUUAUUAUUAAUUUCCUUAUAUAGAAUGUAAUUUUUACAAUGCUCUGUGAAUUAUAGUAUUUACUAUUUAUCCAAGGAUUCUGUAACAAUACUAUAGAAGGUUUUUAUGAUUUAACAAUUAUAUACACUAUUAUAGAGGUGUUAAAAAUUCUGUUUGUUUUUUUGAUAGAUUAUAACAUAGGUGUUAAUUGUCCACACCGCAAGUCUGCCUACUCUGUUCAAUAUUUUUUUUUUUAUUUACAUGGUUAGUUUUCAUUAUAUACUGUUUAAGUUUUCAUCCUUAUCUUUCACUGGGAACAAAUAAUUAUUGAUCAUUUUUAUAUUUCCGUAUUACCUAUUUUAUUUAAACAUUUUUAUAAUUUCUCCUAGUUCGUGAUAAACACAAAUUCAUAAUAAUAAUUUUGUUAGGUCUGUCUGUAAGACGUAUAAAAUAAUAAUGUCAGUUCAUAUAUCACGUGUAUACUUUAAAAUCGUUGUUUUGAUAUUAUUCAAACACAAUUUACAUAAUUUAAAAACUGGGUUACGCGUCUACUUGUAUAAAAUUGUUAGAAUUUUGCAUCUCGUGUUUGGUAGUCAUAAUAGUAUUUAUACAACACUUUUCGUUGGAAAAACUACUUGAAUAUCCGAUAUGUCUUGUGUAUUUAAAUUUUACGAAUUACCUUAGACAUUAUUCGUUUCAUUUUUCCCUCCGAUUUUGCCAAACUUUUUGACGCCAUAAACCCAUUUGCGUACACUCGUCCGUUGUGUGCGUCAUGUGGUGUAGUAAACCAACAAACCGUGUCAUGUUAUUAGGUAUAAUUAUAAUAUUGUCAUUGUGCUCAUCAAAAAAAAACCAUUCUGAUUACCGUGUUUGUAUAUAUUUCGUACGGAGUUUGAUAAUGCGUUAUGAUAUUAUAGGGAAGAUGUUUAGUUAAAAUAUGCGAAUGGUAUUUUUAUUGUAAUACUCUCUCGGUCGUCGUUAAAAUAACGAAUGACCUUCAGAAUAUCGGGAAAGUGUGUACUGGAGAGUGAAAAAAAAACUUACUCGUGCGUUAAGUUAUAUUUACUGAAAUCGGAAAGCUUUUUUUUUAAUAUAAUUAUAAUGCUUGCUAUCUAAUUAAAAUAUUUUACUGAAAAAUAAAAUGGUACUUUCGAGUAAUUAUUUUCCUUUUUAUACUUUUAUUCUCGUAUAUGUUUGUCGACACGAUAUUUUAAUAUAGGUGUAUAAUUAUACAAUAGUAUUAUACUUGGCAAUUUUAUUAACAAAAAUAAAAAAAAUUUCGUCCUGGUAUCACGAGUUCUGCAAUUUUACCAUUUAUACUAUCCAGGGUGUCAGUGUCUUACAUAACGUAUGAUACUCAUUAUCUCCGAAAAUAUAAACUUUUUUUGGAAUUUGUUUUUAUAGAAAAUUUAAGAAACAUUAUAUAGCUCUACAAUCGAGGGCUAUCAUUUGAUGAUCUUUUUUCCCCUUAAGGCUUGUUUCUCUGCUCUAACCUUAUUAAACUCUUAUUUUAACAAGGAUUUAAUAUGGUAAAUUUAACGGACAUUGAAAAAAGGUCAUCAAAUUAGGAACGCGUGAGUAACAAAAAAAGCUUCGUAUACCGCGGGUUGUUGAUCUAUUACUAUAGAUUAUUGGAUUUUCGAAAAAUAAAUUAUAAGACUGUGUGGUUUUAAGCGGAUGUACAAACCGGCAUUUACCGUCUCUGUCUAUCUAACGGGCAACAUAACAAAAAUUACGUGUUUUCCCAAUAGUGCUCGGACUCUAAUAGACAUAAAGCAAAAAUAAUUUAACCAAAUCAAUGACAAUAUUUUUAUUAUGUUUUCACUGAGAGAUUUUUUUGAUAUCGAAUUUUCAGACAAUUUAUUCGUAACUUUAAACAAUUAAUUUUUGUAACAUUAAGAGAACGUGAGCAUGUGAUGUCUUCAUUUUAUAAACGAACGGCAUAACAAAUUUGCGUUCAGCAGAAUAGAAUUUUUGCGGUUAGUUUUAAUAUAACAGUAAAUUCAUAUAAUCUAUACAAUGAUGGGGACACUAUCUGUGUUUUACGUAGGUUAUUUCGAUAUUUUGAUUUUCAAGCGAGAAGUGAGUAUGUACAAUUUAAAAAUACUUGUAUCUCGCUUAAACACUAAAAUAUCGAACAAAAACCUAGGUACAAACGUAUAGAUAAUUAUUACGUAUGUUUUAUAUUAGGUCAAUGUCAAUUCAUUCUAUUAUUAAACAUUAAAAAAAUUGUCUUUGCUAAACGCAAUUUCGCUAUGCUGUGUGUUUUUAAGACAGGACGGCACAUGCUUGUAUCUCGCGUCAUUGUAUAAUAUGAAAUUACAUAAUGAAAAUAUUAAUAAAUCGCUCUGCGAACACACAAUAAAUAUUGUUGUUUUUAAUUUGAUGAUUUAAAAUAAUACGGUACAAUCGUAAGUUCAUAUAUUUUUUCAAUAUAUUUCGAUUAUCUUUAAUUAAAAACGCGUUUCAAUUAAUUUGAGAACAGGAGUAUUAUUGGACCUACGAAAGCGAAUUUUUGCGAAUUGCUAUAUUGCCGCGUUAUAGACAUUUAAAGAGAGACGGAAAAUGUCGUCUGUACGGAUAAAAUAUUGUUAAUCCAUACGUCGGGGGCGAGUAUUGAAUAAAGCGUUAAUUUUGUUCUUAUAAUAUUAUUCUGCCGUUUCAGCCAUUUUGUUCUCGUCGCACCGUCCGGUUAUGUGUAAACAUUUUGGUAUCCGUUCAGCGCUCAGGACGCAUUUCCGUUUGUAAUUGGUCCAUUUGAAUCGUGCGCGUUUGGAAGUAUUUUAUCAGCGUGUUUAUUAUAGUGUUGGUACUCGUGAUUAGGAGGGUAUCGGUGCAGUCACGAAGCGUCGACAUACAAUUAUACAUCUAAACGGAACAUUCAACAUGAAAACGCGUUCCGGUGAGUGUAGUUUCAUUUCGAGGGCAGAAACACGUGAGAUAAUAAACGGAGUGUUUUAAUUGGUUGUCCUUGGAGUGCAAAUUCGCUCUCUCUCACACUAUAGGCUUUAUAUCAGCCCAUCUCCCUUGAUUCGUUCCGACAAACUACGCUUCCCAGUCCUCGGGGUAAAUGUUCCGUUCAUAAUAUACAUGUCCGGAUCGAAACUCGGAAAGUAUACGUCGAAUUCAUUUGUUAAAGUGUAAGUUGCAUACAAAUCGAAUUUGGCAAAGUCUCAAAGUAUGAAACCGACGGGUACGGUUUUAGAUGGGAUCGCAGCAAUGUUGACUAUUUCAGUAGGUGCACCAUAGACAGAGAGUUGAAACGUAAAAUCGAAGUUAAAAUCGAAAUCGAUUGUGGAUUCUUACGAGAAAGUUUCGGUGAUCGAAAAUGUAAAACCGUAAUGCGGUUAUACGUGACGGAGGGAAGGAACGCUUGCACAUAAUAUACUCGUAUAAUAUUUCUGCGGCUAUUCGCGAAAAAUUCAAAACAACGACUUUCACCGCGGGUACUAUACGAGUACUUUGCUACUUUGUAUUUAUUUUUUGUCGAUUCCAUCGUAAUAUUGUAAUAUACUAUACAUAUUAUGUAUAUGUAUACAUACGGGAUGAUCAAUCUAACACAAGACACUCAUUACCUCGGAAAGUAUUAUCUUUUUGCGGAAUUUAUUUUCUUGAACAUUUAAGAAACAAACUGCUCUACAAUUUUAUAUUUAUAUUAUUUUUUGUCACCGUUAUAUUUGGAGAUAAACCACUACCUAUUUUUGAUUUUCAAAUGGCAACCUAUAUAAAACAGAAUUACUUAAAAAGAUGGAAUACUUAUUUAAAAUAAACUUUGGUAUUGAAAUUUUUGAUUUCCGUCAAUCCGUUGACGAGAUAUUCCAUUUUUAAGUUUGGGUUGAGGGAGAGUGACGGAGUAUCAUUUGUGUUGCCAUACGUUGCGCGGCGUGAUAAUAUUGCACCACUACUCUCCCUCAACCCAAAUUUAAAAAUAUAAAAUUGUAGAGCAGCUUGUUUCUUAAAUGUUCUGGAAAAUAAAUUCCGGAAAAAGUUAACACUUUCCGGGAUAACGAGUGCCUAACGAUAGUUUGAUCGCCCUGUGUGUGUAUUGUAUAUAUUAUUAUGAUAAUGAUAACAUAUUAUUAUGAUAAUGAUGUAAUAUAGUUUGGUAAUAUUAUGAGAUACUAUAUUGUGUUUUGUUUUUAAAGGACGUGCCCGAAAUCUCCGAUAGUGCGCGCACCAGAUCUACUAAUACGGUGUGUCUUAUUAUAAUGAAAAAUAAUAUACCUAAUAACAAUAUAGUCGUAACGUGGCAUGCGCUAGGUAUUAUAAUGCGUUUGCUCGCUGCUAUUUUUUAAAUUUUUCAUUUCAACAAUAUUUUUAAUGCGUUAUCACCUAUCACCGUUAUUAGUUUCAUACUGUAAUAUAUUAUUUGUACUAAAUACGCCCCAUGUUGAGUUUACACUUUAUACUCGUAGGUUGGGCUUGUUUAGGGGGCGUUUGGCCGGCAUUUACCGUCACUAUAUUUCAAACGAGCAACACGGGAAAAAUUGGGUUUUCCGCUAAGGGGGUGUUCCCUUACACAGGCGUUUCCGUCUUACAAACGCGCGGCACAGCAAAUUUGCGUCGAGUAGGAUACAAUUUGCGCAGUUAGUUUUAACGUCAAAGCGUAUAUAGACUUCACACCGAACUUAAAAAUAAGAAGACUGUCUGUGUCCCUAGCGUUGAUGGUUUUUGGAUAUAUUAAUAAGUGAAACAUCACUGUUUAAUAAAGAUCACAUCUCGCUUAAAAAUUGAACUAUCGAUGCAAGCGUACAGAUAAACUUUUUACCUUUAAUUUUGAUAAUAGGUCGAUGUGCUUGAAUAUUAAAGGCACAAAAUUUGUCCUACUGAACCAAAAUUAUUUUUGUUUCUAAGAAGACCUGUCGCCUCCCGUAUUUAAUGUUAUCAACUCAGAAAUAUUAAAAUUUACUUUAAAUUAUAAAUCCAUAAACAAUCAAAAAUGUCUACGAAAAACCGUAUCGUGCGGACAAAACUACUCUGGCUGUGGUCGGUGACUUGGUUGAGAAAUCAAAUUUUUACCAUAAUAACAUAUUGGGAGCUCGUACGAUUUACACGUAGCGCACGGUUUUAGUUUUUCGAUAUCAAUAUUCCGAAAUAUAUUAUUUUUGAUUUUUUUUUUUUAACAAUAAUAAUUUUUUGUGUUUUCCAUAUCGAAAAAUAAAAUCGGCGUUGCACAGUUCCUCUUUAUCUGUGGUGAAAAUUUGAUUUCUUAAAUCUUAUUUCUUAAAAUCUCGUAGCCCGAUUAGUUUAAUCCCGCGCAAAACAGUUUUUCACACUCUAAUGACGAGUGGUAGCAAAGUUUAAGAACACUACUGCAGGUAGUAGUUGCGGUGCAAAGUAUUUUCUCAUCAAAUCACCGAUUUAAUUUUAUAACCGCCCCUAUCAAAAAUACUUCAAAAUCUACACACCGGGAAGAGUAAAAACAAAGUUUCCUUGGGGGUGUUAAAUGAAAUUUAUAAAAUGUCUGGGUUCUAAAAUUCAUUAAAUGACUUUCGUUUUGUAAAAACAUAGUCAUUUUUGUUAUAUUUUUGAACACCCAGGCACCAAUUACCCACCCACCUGUUUUUUUGCGAAUCACUUGAUUUAAAUAUAUAUCCCUUCUCGCCACCACUGGCUGGCAGUACGAAAACAAACGUUUUUUCGUCACAUUCGCCCGUUUAGACAGUACACGGACGGCAAAUGCCGGCGUAACGUUCUCUAAGAAAAAUAACGUAUAAAUACACACACACACACGCGGUAUUAUGUUACACUAUUGAUUUUUUUUUUUAAUGUUUUUUUUUUUUUUUUCUCUCUUGGGUAGUUAUGGCAGGCGUAUUUUUUUUUAUAUUUUGCUAUGUUCACUAGUGCACCAUGCCGUAGGUACACAGCGUAUCGCAAUUAUACGUGUGUAUAAUAUUAAAAUAUCGAAUGCAUUUUGAUGCAUUAUUCUGUGCGAUAACGAAAGUUCGAUCGCCGGGUACCUUUGUGUAGUGUCGUAACGAACAUUAAAAUCGCACUAACCCCGUACUUGUGUUAUUGUAUUUUAGAAACCCGGAUAUUUGGAGGACCGAUUUAAGUUCCCGGAGGACAAGGAAACCGGCGGCGCCGACGACAAACCGACCCCGUGUUGCAAAAACGCCGACAACGGGGACGUCACGUUGCCUACUUAAGAAAAACCGCUAUGACUUCCGACCGUCAUGACCGUCAAAUAUUAUAAUAUUAUACGACCACGACCGUGCGAUCACGACAAUUAUUAUUAUUAUUAUUAUCAUUAUUAUUAUUAUUAAUUAUUAAUUAUUAUGCAUUAUUAUCAUUUUAAUUCAAUUAUAUGUACCGCUGCUAUAAUAUACCGGGGAUACCGUGCUCGACGUACCCCCGUCGGUUUGACGGGACGACUGGCGGUCUGCUAUUUUCCGCGAAACGGCGGUGCGACGGAAAGACGGUGUCGUGUCGAAGGCGACGAUGACGCGCUAAAAAAAAAAAAAAUAAUAAUACAAUUAAAAUUAAUAAAAAAAAAAAAAUAAUAAUACAAUUAAAAUUAAUAAAAAAAAAAAAUUAAAUUAAAUUAAAUACUUAUAUUAAUUAUUUCAAAGUAUGAGCAAAUAUCGUGUUUUCCAGACAAAUUAUAAUAUUUUUCCAGGGGUAAAGAGAGGAAGGGUGUAUGUCGGACGGUGGCGAUGUAGCGGUUUGCGUUUGUCCGGGUUAAUUUGUACAUUUUAAUUUUAAAUACAAUAAUAUUAUUAUAAAUUAUAUACGCGCAUUUGUGUGUGUGUGUGUGUGUGUGUGUGUGUGUGUAUGUAUGUGUAUGUGUGUAUGUGUAUGUUUAGGAAACCAUAAUUUUAUUGUUGUAUAAUGUACAAUGCAAGGCAGUGAUCAGCUAUCCGAAUUCGACUAAUACGUAUGUAACAAUAAUGUGUAUCUACGCGUAUGGCUAUACUUAAUUUCUAGACUAUUCUCAAUCGUAAACCUCUGUUGUAAAUAAUAUUAUAAUAAAUCCAAAUGUUCUAUAUAUAUAUAUAUAUAUUAUAAUGUAUAAAAGUACUCACUUGUUGUAUAAUUAUAUAUUUAGUCCGAUUUACUAUAAUUAUUGUAUAACCAAAGUGUCCGCAUGACUGGAUUGCCGUGUAUCGUGUUACAAUAUAUCACGCGACAAAAGUCAUGUUAAAAAAGUUUAUUGAAAUUGUCGUCUUGGUAUCUUUUUUUAUUUCUUUACUGUAGAUUUUUUUUUUCUAAGCUUUUCAAUCAUCAUCAUCAUUAUUAUUAUUAUUAUUAUCAAGAUAACUGCAUACAGAAACUGUCUGUUUUUUACUGUAUAAGCUUUGGCCUUAUUACAAAUUUAUUAAAUGCGAUUAUUGCAAAAUGUAUUAUCAUUAAACAAAUUACAGAUUUAUUGUACAUUAUAUACCCAUAUUGCCUGGGCCCGUAUAAAUAUUUUCACUUAAACAAUUUAUUGUAAUGUGAUAUUUUCAAUGAAAAAAAAAAAAAAAUGAAUGGUGAAUUUUUCCUUUUCUUGUUUUUUUUUUUUUGUAUAUCAGAU